Messenger RNA from Podarcis lilfordi (Lilford's wall lizard), 85958 nucleotides. NCBI's taxonomy places the organism in Eukaryota, Metazoa, Chordata, Lepidosauria, Squamata, Lacertidae. The record is from the annotation of a GenBank genome assembly.
GCGGCCUACAGGUCCCGUGAUGCACCGCAGGCAGAGAGGGUUGAGGAGGAAUUGGAGGGAACUGUGGGAGUUGUAGUUUUCCUUUCACAGAGUACUUGGAAGCUUUCUCCCUUCGCGCGCGCGCCCCUUUCGCUGCCUCAGAGGAGAGUGCGUAGUAAAGGGAGGUGGGGAGAGAGAGGAAAGGAGCCAUUAUCAGUGGGUUGAUUCUGAAGCGAAGGAGUUUCCCAUCAUGCUUAACUCACCUACUUUGGACUUCCAGCAGAAGCUGUGAACUUUAAAUGAGAACAAGUACCUUCCUUAAUUUUAUACAGCCCAGCUUCUCAGGAGAAUUGUUUCGUACUUCUUAUUUUGCCACCGGCGCUGGUUUUAGAGAGCUAUGUGAGAAAGCCUAAAAGUAAGCUAAAUCUGUCCGUGGUUUUUUAGUUUAGGAAGCAAUUCUAUUCACAUUUACCUGUAAUUACGGUAAGCUCCAUGUAACACAAUAAACAGUUAGACUCACCCACUUUCUGAUUUAAAUUAAGUGAGAGGUUUAUUGUUAGGGAUUGAACUUGAUGGAACUCAAACUAUGGUCAGGAUGAAACCAGUUCACUUCUGAUUAUUCACAUGGUUUAGUAUUACAUCUUAAGUAGGCCAAUGGUUUGCUUCGGUUGGUUGUUGGUUUAGUUAACAACAUAGGAGGAGUUUGCUGUUGCAGCCCAUUGACCCCUUCAGUCCAAUGCCCGGUUGAAACAAUUUCCAAUUCCAACCAUUAUUGUUAUUAUUGUUAUUAUUAUUAUUAUUAUUAAAUUAAAUUUCUAUGAGCCUAUGGGAAACAUGAAAGCAGAACCUGAGGGCAACAGCUCACACUCUAUUUGUGAUUCCCAGCAACUGGCAUUCGGGGAUAUUCCUUCCAACAGAGACACCCUGGCUAAAAGCCUUAUUAUCUUCCAUGAAUUUGUCUACUACUCCAACUCAUAGGUUACGUAGUGAGUGAAGAAACAGCCCUUGCAGAACAUGUAAACCCCGCCCCAAGGCAGCUGCUUAUAUCCUGCACUUCACAAAAGAGAAAUUUCCUAAGUCAGGAUGAAUCCAUGUAUGUGUAUGUCUUUAAUGGUGUGCGUGGCUGGAAAACAUGACUAGUAACAGCUUCUUGCUGCAUUUCUACACAGUGAAACGGGCAAUUGAGCCAUCAGCACAUGUGGCAAACUACAAAUGAAACUGAUGUGAUAUCCUAGUGUAAUCAGGAACAAUCCUCCUAAUUAAUAUUUGAGUUUCAGAAUUGGCAUUCCACAGGAGAUAUCCCACUGGUGUUCCUCCCAUAAUACCUUCUGAAUAAAAUUAUAAUAUUUUUAUGAGGGGGCUGCUUGGUUGAUUUGAGCAGGGGUCGGCAACUCAGCAACUAUGGGCCUUCAUUGCCUUCAUUGUUGCGGCAGGCAGGGCCCCCAGAAUCUGAGCUUUAGUAAUAAUAAUAAUAAUUUUAAAAGUUAGGGAACUGUAGUUUAUUAAAGGUAGUGAGAAUUAGGAGACCCCUAUACUGUACUCAGAGCUACCGUUACCAGAAUUUCCUGGAAAGAGAAUUUCUCAGAGCUACCAUUCCCAGAAUUUCCUGGAAAUUUCCUGGCUGUUAUACCAUUCUGAUAAUUCUAUCUCUUGGAGGAGAACAGAGGUUUCUGAACCAAUGACAGUCCCCCUGAUUCUUUGGGGAAAUCCAUUAUUGUUUCUGCUUUAAAUAUAUAGUCCAGAUAGGUAGGACCUUAUUCUAUAGCCCUCCUAGAAAGUAAGUUAUGAAACAAAAUGUACUUAUAGCCUUCUAAACAAUUUCAGUGAAAUUAGCCAGCCUAGCUGCUCAUGCCUGGUUUACUGUAUUAGUGAAGUUAGAUUGAUAAGUGAACUAUUUCAACACCAGGCCACAGAAAACCCUAAACCUAGGGUCUCCCCACCCACAUCCACUUUUGUAAACUUUUUCUGCUUACUCUUAUUUUCUUGUGGUCCUUGGAAUCUCUGUACUUUGCUCCUUUUUCCCAGCAACAACAAUGCAUUAUUCCUAUGGUGGAUUCAUCUGAGUUCAGGAACUUCCUAGCAGUUAUUUUCUGCAAAUAUUACUACACAAUAAGUGCAGGUGAAUGUUAAAGAAUCUUCACUCCAAAUGGCAAAUACAAAAUAUGGAAACUUUUCAAAGAAGCUUAAUGUCUCCUGUGAUGCAAAAGGUGAUGACUAAGGAUUCAUUAAUAAUUAACUUCACUGUAGAGUUAAUGUACAGUAAGGGUAUUCAUGACUACUUCAGAAGUAAGUUUUUGUGUUUAAUAGGGCUUACUCCGAGGUAAGUGGGUACAGGAUAACAGAACAGACUUCAGUUUAAGACUGCCAUUGAAGAAAACAGAGGUAUUGUUUAACAGCUGUAUCUUCAAAAUCAGGACUAGCAAGACUUGGCUAACUUCCUGUGGUAAACGUUACAGUUUUCUGGGUGAAGGGAGAGCAGCAAUGACUGAUCUCUCUUGUUCUGUUUUAUGCUAUGCCCCCCCCCCCACAGUAGCCAUUUGUGAUGUGCCAGUCCCCACCCCCACGCCACUCAUAGCACGCUCUCAAAAUCUGAAGUGUGUCCACUUUUCCACAAGGACUGAUGACCUCUGAAUUAGAUGCUGCUUAUUAUAUAUUUGGCCCAAUUCUGGUUUUGGUUUUGUUUUUGCUUUUUAGGGAUGGGGGAGAGAUUCCAUUCCAUGCAUAUUUAAAGGUAUACCUACCCAAUUCACACUUUUGAAAACAACAUAUAUCACUUUGUGUAAUGUUUUAACUAUACCAAGUUUUUUCUUCUUUUUUUCAGAAAUAUUUUUUGUCUUCACAAGAGCAGCCCGAUGAACUCAAGGAAGCCCUUAGACUUUUGUGAGUAAAUAAGCCUUUUGUUUUGUGAACUGACUCAAAACCAGCUUUUAAUUAUGUGUAACAUUUUAACAUUAUAUUAAAUAGCUUUGCAGUGUUGAUUAAAUACUUCAUAACACUAGCAUGUUUCAAAAAUCAGCAAACUUUUUGCUGCAUCCAAAAUAUUGAGUUCUGAACUCAAUCUGUGUGAUUCAGCCAAAUACAAAUGACUUAAGGAGCACUGCAAAACAAAAAACAAAAACACUUGGCUGUGAAUGCAAGGAAGCACAAUUGAUUUUUCUUUAUACGUCUAUUGACUGGAACUUUCUUUCGAUGACUGGUGCACCGACUAGAAGAAUAGACAAUUAAUAAGAAAGCAAGUGCUUAAAAGUCACCUAGACUUACCAGCUCUGUGUAAUAUGAGGCAAACAUAUGAAGACCCUGCUGGAUUAAGCCAAUGGCCCAUCUAUUCCAGCAUCCUGUUCUCAUACUGACCACCCAGAUGCCUGUGGAAGACCUGCAAGCAGGAACCAAACACAAGAGCUCUCACCUGUGGUUUCCAGCAACUGGUAUUCAGGAUACGGCUUCCCCCUGUGGAAGCAGAGUAUAACCAUCAUGGCUACUAGCCAUUGAUCGUCUCCUUAGGAUGGGGUGGGAGAGCCUCAGGCCCAGGGGACAAAUGUGGCCUUCCAGGAUUCUUCCUAAGCCAAACCCAUUCCUAGUCCUACUGCAUGCUUUUGCUCAGCUGGAAAGUGUCUUUAAACUGUGACAAUGCCUCUUGAGGAUGCUGAGGUGUCUAUGUGUGCACAAUUUUGUAUGACUGGAAUGUGGUCUUGCUUCACCAAUGUUUUUUGGCCUUUGGCUCCACUCAGAACUGGCAUGUGUCCUCCAGCAGGCUCCAUAUGUUGGAUGUAGGAAGGUUCCAUCCAUGGGCUGGAAAAGGUUCCCUACCCCUUCAUUAGAGACACUCAUAAGGGCAAAGAAUUCCAUUAGUUUAUAAAUUGAAGAUGGUCAGUUUUUAUAUUGGUUUUUUCGUGUUUUAAACUUAAAUUGCAUUGGUUUAGAAGGAGAUUAAUAAAUGAAUGGUAAUAAAACAGGAUUCACUAGUAUAGCAACUUUUUUCAGAAUAUAAUAUUUUGUUGCACGUGUGUCACCUCUACUGCAUUAUUCCUGUUGAAGGAACCUCCACAGCUCAUCGUUUUUUGUGCUUUUAACUGUUUUUUCUUAUGUGUAAAUUACAUUGAGACAAUGGUUUUCGAGAAGAAAUUAUAAUAAUGAUAAUUUAAAAACAGGAUUUAUCUGUCAGCUUUUUCAGGAUAUAAUAUUUUGUUGCAUGUGUGUCACCUCUGCUACAUAGUCAAGGACCAGCCUUUGUAUUCAAGCCUGUACCUUUUCAAGAGGUGAGAACAUUCCUAAGCCCAUUGAAAGCAGUGGUUUUAGGAGCACCUAACUCUGCUUGGGAUUGUGGCAGUGCCAGUGGCAGUGGCAGUGCCAGGCAAUCCUAGAGAUAUACAGUUGAAAGUUAGCCUCAUUGAGUUUAAUCAGGCUUACUCUGUAGCAAGGGUGUUUAGGAUUCUAGUUUUAACAGGUUAGCUCUGUGUACACAUUUUGUAAAACAAAUACUAAAAACCUUCAGGCUAUCACAAUGCUGAUCUGUAACCCUUAAAUCCAUAGACAAAUUAUUUUGGCAUUGUCACACCUUGGGGUUCUUCCUUCUCCAAGCUUACUAUUGAUUUGUAAGCAUUUUCUGUAGCGUGAUCAGAAAUGAAAUAUAGUUGCUGUAACUGGUUAAUGGUUCAGUCACGCCUCUUCUGAACCCAAACUCAUAUCUGCCAACACAUUAAAAUCUGAAAUACAUAUUUUCUGUUUCUACAUGCUCACCACCUCCCAACUCAUGUAGAAAUUAUUUCCAUGUUGUUUUUAGAGAUAUGAGCAACAUGCAUGAGCAAGCUUAUGACCUGAAAAUGUGUGGCCUGAUUCUUUGCAUACUUGCUCAGAACUCAGAAGGAAGUUCCAUUAAUCCAAAAUAAUUGCUUCCCUAAUGUUGGCCAAUAGUGCUAAUCACCAGGAAUUUUAUUUCUUAUUACAUUUAUAUCCUGCCAAAGAACUCGAGGUGGUAUACAUCGUUCUCCCUCCCCAUUUUUAUCCUCUCAACAACCCUGUGAGGUAGGUUAGGCUGAGAGACUGUGAACGGCCCAAGGUCACCCAGGAUUUGAACCCUAGUCUUCCAGGUCUUAGUCUAACACUCUAGCCACUACACCUCAUUGGCUUUGUGCAUGUGCUAACUGGAUGGUAAUUGCAGAAGAAUGUAUGAAUGGAAGUGGAAAUGUCUUUCUCCCUGCCCCCAUUUCCAUAAAGGAGGAAGUAACUUUUCCACUGCUUUCCCUUGCAGCUUUCUAAACUCUGAUGGGCUAUAAGAAUAAUUUGGAACAGCUCUAAUGGCCCUAGCCUGCAGUAACAGUUUAGAUCUUGUGAUACCUGACAAGUCUACAAAUAGAUCAUUAAAUCUUUGUAUUGCUGGCAGGAGAACAGGGAGGAAUAAAAUACUAGCAGCAAUACCUCUUUCUAGGAAGCAUUGAGGCUGAAAGUUACACAUAAAACAGAAUUUAAUUUGAACGAACCACAUAGAAGGAGGCUUGUAGUCUGUGGUUUUGGGGCACAGCAUUUUUUAGUUUUUAGCAAAAAGGUUCUAGUUACUAAGGGUUGUGUAGCCAUUGGAAGGUAGGACUUUAGCUAGAAUAAAGAUGCAAGAUCAAUAUGUAAAAUAUAUGAGUUUUAUAUACCACUAAGCUUUUGACCAUAAAUCAUGUAAUUUAGGAAACGAUGCUGUGUGGAAGGACAAUUUAAAUAAGUAAGGGCAUUAUAGUUCAUAGGGAUUUUGUCUCUCCAGGGAAACAUAGAAGAACAGUACAGUCGUACCUCAGUUCUCGAACGCCCCAGAACUCAUAUGUUUCGGCUCCCAAAUGAUCGAAAACCGGAAGUGAGUGUUCCAGUUUUCAAACAUUCUUUUGGAAGCAGGACAUCCGGUGUGACUUCCUGCAGCCAAUCAUAAGCUGCACGUUGGAAGUUGAACAUUUCAGAAGUUGAACGGACUUCCAGAACAGAUUCUGUUCGACUUCCAAGGUACUACUGUAGUUAUGUGGCAGUGGGCAUGGAGUAAGGACUUACAAGAAAUAAUUCCCAGCACCCUUGAGAAAUUGCACAUUUAUUUAAAGUAUAUGCAGCUGCUGAUGGUGGCCAAAUCACUUUAAAAACAAAACUUUACCAGAGAUAAAUUAAAACUAUUUGUUUCAUUACAUCUUACGUUGUAUUUUAAAAUGGCAACAGCAGCAGCUUUACUGGCAUUCUUCCUUGUUUCCUUUGUACAGCAGUUAAUAAUUGCAAUUUGGAUAGUUUACAGAAUCCUCAUGCCCAUUCAUGCCUGUGGUGUAUUUGUCUGUAGAGUGAAUAUUUCUUGUGGAAUCAUGGGUGUGGGCUGUAAACAGCUUUUUGCGCUAGAUUUUCAUUUGCCUCAGGUAUCUGAGUGGGAUGCUUGUUCUGUCAAAUUUGUUGAGACCUCUUUUCCCAUUUAAGUUGAAGAGAGCUUUUUACUUUCCAGCUGCACUAUACUCAAGAUUAGGGAAAGAAUAGAUGAAGGAAUGGGGAAUAUAACUGUUUAAUGCUGCACUUUUAAAGGGACCAAUAUGAACCCAAUAUCUAUUGGGAAUAAAUGGAUCAGCUGGGGCUGCCUUGACUGAAUUACUUCAACCUGGCUCAGCCAGAAAUAACAGUGGUAUAAUGCCUCCAUUCCAGCUCAGUCAAAGCACUCUCAGCUGAGACUAGUGUAAAGCCUGAAAAAAGGAUGCUUUGGGCAGGGGAGACUUACUCCUAUUCCAAACUCUUUUCAGCUUAGUAAUAUGCCAAACCCAUUGGAAGUUACACUAGCAAAAAGGGUAAGUCAAAUGAUUUGUUAGAGGUUUGUUUUCCCUCUGCCGGGCUCACAUACCCUUCAAUAUUUCUCAGAUGAAAAUAGGGACAUCCCAUUCCAUCACAAUAAUUUUACUAUUUAUAUCCCACAUAUCUUACUGGGUUGCCCCAGCCACACUGGGCAGCUUCCAACAUAUAUAAAAAAUAAUAAAACAUUUUUUUAAAACUUCCCUAUGCAGGAUUGCCUUCAGAUGGCUCGGAAAUUGGGUAACUCCCUACCAUCCAACAUUUCUCAAAUGAAAAUAGGGACAUCCUAAGAAAAAGUGCGACAUUCUGGGAUUAAAUCAGAAAGCAGGAUGGCUUCUCUAAAGUACCUCUAAAAACAUUGCAACUUUAAAGCUCUCCAGCUAUCCUAGGAAGCUCUGAGCACCUCGUCUCAUAACUUAAAUAAAUACUGCCCACAAAUAAGAUAUUAUUAUGGGAAAGGGAAAAUAGCAAAAUCAGGCGAUAAAUUGAUUAAAGAUGCUGUAAUAAAUUCAAUUCCUUCACUCUUUUUUUUGCUCUAACAACAUGUUUUAAUAAUUUGCAAGUUUUAUUGCUCAGAAAUCAAUGAAUACAUGAUUUAUUUGUUUUCCCUUUCAGAUCAAGUCAAUCUGUUUCCCCUUUUAGGAUUACUCCCCACCCCCGCUGCCUAAAGAAACAGGUGAAACAACAGCACUUUUGAAAAAUAGGAAAAUGUGACUGUAAAAACUGGCAGGAAUCACUGCAGGUGUUAACUACCUUAUAACAUAUCAAUGUUUUUCUAACCAUUCAGUAGCUAUUAAUGCUAACAAAAUUCUAAUCUGACUCAAAGUGUCCAUAAAUUUAGGGUAGCCAGAGGCAAAAGGGAGUAUGGCUCCUGCACCUUAUUCCAUUUAUUCCAGUUAUUUAUUUGUUACUUUUCAAGGCCAGGCUCUCCCAAAACAAUGCAUAGAGAGAAAUAAAAACAGUAGACUAUCAGGCAGAAUAAGGAGCAUUGAGUGAAUACUGACAAAUAACACAGUGAGAGAAACUGAACUAGAUCACCUAAACUCACAAGACAAUAAUAAAUUAAUAAGGGUUUAUAGAAUGUCAGAAUGGAAGGAGCCAAUCAAAUGUAAUCUGGAAGAGAGUUAGCUGCCACCAUCAAGAUCUUGUCUUCUGACCUUGGCAUGACCUCAAACAGAUCUUAGAUCACAAAUAGGGUCAUUUAUAUGCAGGCAGUCCUUUGGGACCCAAAUGGCUUGGGGUCUUAAAGGUGAAUACCAACACAUUGAAUUGGGCUCAGAAACACCAUUGGCAUUAGUGCAGUUGGCCCAGAAAUGGUGUUACAUCUUCAGACCUUCUGGACUCAUUAUAUAUAACAAUAUUUAUAUCUCGCCUUUCAGGAUGUAAAACCUACCAACAUGGUUACAAGUAACAUUCAGUUACCAUUAUUAUUAUUAUUAUUAUUAUUAUUAAAAAUUAGCAUGUCUGUAACACAUCAAGAUCAUUCCCACAGGGCAGCUGGUAGAAGAUUCUGGUGAGGAGAGGUGAAAGUCCAGCCUGGAGAUUUCCUUCCCUCUCUUCUGAAUUCCCCCCCCCCCCACAGAUCAGUUGAUGCUAAAUUGCCUGGGGGUGGGUUGGAAUAGUCAUCCUGAGCACAGGCCCAUAGUUAAGAUUAACUCAAUUUAGAGUUAGGAUGUAAUGUUAAAACUGACUUUAGUUAAUCAAAAAUAGGCACAAAACUUUCUAAUCUCCUCCUCACAUACCCACUAGAGGUAAGAGACCAUAUGAGUCCAAGACUUUCCUAGGCUUGUUUUCACCACACUAACCUAUGGUUUAAAGUGAUGUCCAAGCAUGGCCAGUGAGAGUCACUAAUUACUUUACCAGGACACCUGUUAUUUGCAAUAGUAGAUCUGAGGAUGCUGACGAUUGCUCCUGCCUAGAACCACACUCACAGAGUUCUCUGGAAGAGACAUGGCUGAUAAAAAUUCAAUACUUGUAGCAUAGACCUCUCUGUUAUAUAUACUGUUAACUCUUGCAUCUAUACAAACUGCUAGUGCAGAUUUUAAAAUAAAUUUAAUCUAAAAUGUCACUUGCCAGAACAUGCAUCCUAUCCAGCUUUUAACUUAUGGGAAAGAAGCAACAGAGUAAAUAACUAGUUUAUAAAUGCAAGCAUUAGCUGAUGUGGUCAGGAUGUGAGAGAAAAAAAUAGGGAAAAUGUCACUUUUGAAGCAAGGGUCUAGAUCUAGUCCCUCUUGAGGGCUUUUAUUACUGUAAAAGCCCAGUUUACCAUGCACAUGCAUGAUAAAAUCUUUGGAUCCCUUGACCACAUUGAGAUGUCCAAUGGAAGGAGGCUGAAUUUGAAGUGAUAUGAAAGUUCUGUCUGGGGUGUGUUUGAUUUGUCAUAGGUCCUGCACAAAGGCAAGUCAUCACUUGAUGCUGCAGACAUCCGAAUAAUAAACAUGCCUGUAUGUGUGAAUCAGCCCAAAAUGUUACAUAGAAUGCCUAAUCUUCUUAUAGUUGCAGUAUUGUAUUAAUGUUUUGAUCCUAGCUGCUUCUUUUGUAAACUGCUUUGUGAGGGCUUGGCCCUAAACAGUGAGAUAAUAGUCUUAACAAAGUAACAUAAAAAUAAAUCUGGUGAUGUUUUCCUGUCACUAUGCUGCAGAAAAAGGGAGAACCACAGCUGUUGAAUUUUCUUUUCUCUACAGUCUUAAAGGCACAGAACUUCUCUAGAGCUUAUUUAACGUGUGUGCCUGUCUAAGCGUACCGUAAUUAGCACCCCGAUGAGUGCCAGAAUAUUUGUAUGUGUUUUGCAUACCAGACAAAUCUAUACAAAACAAAAUGGGAACACACGUCUAUCCGAGAGUCUGGUAUGAUUUGCACUCCUGUCGAAAUCCUGGCUAACCUCUGGAACAUCCAAACAGUUCUGGCUAUUGACACAUUCUACCCUGAGCACCCUGUCCUGCUUAGUGAAGCCCGUUUGGCUCCCUGAUAUAGUCCAGAGCUUAUGGUGAGGAAACAAGCUGGGAGACGAAUUGAACAUGAGUGGAGGAAAACUCCAGUUGAAUGCGAUCAAAUGCUGGUGAGGGCUCAUCAUUGAGCCUAGUGGCAGUGAAGGCAGCAGAGAAGCUUCCCUGCUUGCAGAGCACGCUCCCCAAGGAGGUUUGCCUGGUACCUUUGUUACAUACAUUUAGGUGCCAGGCAUAAACAUUCCCCUUUUCCCAGGCCUUUGGCUAAUUAAACAAUCUUUGGCCUUUUAAUCCAGGGGGUUAUUAUUGUUAUGUUUGUUACUAUGCUGUGUAUUUGUUUGUUUUUAUAUUGUAAACCACUCUUGUGAUUCUUAGAUGAAGGGCGGUCUAGAAAUUUUGUCAAUAAUAAUAAUAAUAAUAAUACUUUACAGUCUAACAAGUACCUACAACCUUACACUUCGUACAAACACAUGGACAACCUUUUUUCUACUUAUUUAUUUUUGAUGAGUCCUCUUGAGUGGUUCACAAAACUUUGUAAAAGUAUACUAAAACAUAUUAAAUGUUUAUUUCAAAAUAAGUUGCACUUAGGCUGUGCAGACACCAUGUAUUUAAAGCACAUUCCAUCCCUCCCCCCAAAAGAAUCCUGUGAACUGUAGCUUAUUCUUCACAGACCUACCGUUUCCAGCACCCUUAGCAAACUACAGUUCUUAUUGUUCUUUAGAGUGCUUUUUAAAGGUUCGUACAGCCUCAGUUCAGUGGGGCUUUCCAAUGGAGUCUUCCAAGGUAUGCAUGUAACAGAGCUCCAGGCCUCUAGGGACACGUAUCCAAGUUCAGCUGUUCCUGGAUUUUCUGGUUCUGUUACUGAGUAUGAACAGACAUUGGUAAAUUUGUUAGUAACCAGGUUCUUAUCUUCUGCUGCUAUUAUAAUCAGGGAAGUACAUCUCCUAAUGAAGGCUUUGUGUGAAAAAUAGGACAGAACUCUUGCACCUAUAAUAAUUAAGUAGAAAUGGAAAUGUAAUUGUGUGUAUCUUACUCACGUAAGCCACUGCUUCUAAAAUUCCUUUUGUUCAGUACAACUAUUAAAGGUGCAGGAACUCGGUCUGAUUUUUAUCUGGUCACUUUAACUUACAUUGACAAAUUUAACAGGACAUCCCUCCAACAAAAAUAAAACAGGGACAGUAAUUUUCCAGGGACAGGUUACAUAAAACAGGAACUGCCACUGGUUAAUAGGGGUCACUGGAACAAACAGGGAUGGUUGGCUCAAACUACAUGAGAUGGCAGAACAUCUAUUAGUGUGAACUGAAAUAUUCCUUAGCCACAGAGUGGAGAGUAGAAGACCUGUGUGUUGGUUAGUUGGUUGGUUUUUAACAGGUGUGUAAAGAAUUUCAGCAGAUGUAGUUUUCAUAACAACAGCUUUACCUGCUUAAAUCCCUGCUUCUACAGAACUAUUAAAGGUGCAGGACCCCACCCUCUUUUGCACCUGGCUAUCCCACCACACCUGUUUGCCUGAUGUCAACCCCCCCCCCCCAAUAUAUAUGCUGGGCUGCUAUGUAGGAAGCUUGCCUAGCUGGAAGGAAAACGCUGGGGGUGGAAUCAACAACAAGGACAUGAAGGAGUGUCCAUAGGCCCCUCCCAGCAUACAUAUUUUGCUGUAAAAUCAGACUCCACAAUGUCUUCCUCGUAUGUGAUUGUGGUAGACCCACAAUUAAACAGACAGGCCAUUGUCCUGUAUAAUUUGAGCUGAAGCCUGUUACUUAGACUUGUGAGCCACCUGAGACUCAGAUAGCUAACCUGGAUGGCUUUGAAAGAGGAUACAGCAAAUUCAUAAACGAUAAGGCUACUAGCCAUUAUUAUCUCCACGGUCAGAGGUGGCAUGCUUAUUCUGAGUACCAGUGUCUGGAAACAGCUGGAAGGGAGAGUGCUCAGCUUCUGCUUGCAGGCUUUCCAUAGGCAUCUGACUGGCCAUUGUGAGAACAGGAUGCUGGACUAGAUGGAUCAUUGGCCUGAUUCAGGCCUUUUCCAUUCCUCUGGCUGUUUAUCCUUAGGCCUUAGAGCCCUUUUCAGAGCCUUAAUGAGCUUUAACUGCAUUGUGACAGAAAACAUUUUCUAGAAGACAUGAGCACAUACAAACACCCACAAGCUAAACUAGCAACUUUUCCAGAAUUUCUAGUUUGUUCCUCUGACAGAACUACUGAGUGCCCAGAAGACUGUGCCACUGUGAGCUGAGUUAGCUCCAGCUUCACCUUUGGGCACCCUAUUGCUACCCUACAACUGAGAUGUUUUGUCGUGAUACACCACAAGCCAAAUUAACUCUGCCAUGGUGUACAUAUAGGCACAAUCAGCUCAGAAUGGGCCAAAACAGCUCCAAGUCAACAUUGCACAAGCUAAGCUUUUCUUGCAUAUGGUAUACACUGCAGUGUUUGUGAGUACAGGAAAGGCCAUAGCUCAGUGGUGGAGCAUCUGAUUUUAUGCAGAAAGCUCCAGGUUCAAUCCCCAGCAUCUCCAGGUAGGGCUGGAAAAGAUUCCUGACCAGAAACCUGGAGAUCAGCUGCCAGUCAAUGUAGACAGUUCUGCACUAGAUGAAACAAUGGCCCCACACACUAUAAGAAAGCUUCUUAGGUUCCUGUGUACUGAGAACUGCAAUAAUUUGUGGCUAAAAUUAUUUAAUUGCUAGCAAACUUUUCAACACCAGAGUCACAGGCCUCUCCAAUGUAGUUCUUGUUCUUGUCAAGCAGUUGAGUCAACCCAUUGUAAAGUUUCUAGGCCAAAGUGUGUAUAUGUGUGUGUGUGUGUUUUAAAACACAGGUGACAAGAAACUGUGCAAGUAUUUUAAAUAAUGUACUAACACCUAUUUUUGAGACAUUUAUUUCGGAAGCAGCUCUGAUUAAACUCAAGUGUUUCCAUAGAAAUAAUCCUGUAACCAUAGGCAAUUUUACAACUGUUACUGGUAGAUCAGCAGCAUCACGCUCAACUGAAUUGCCUUUCACUUCUCAGCAUAAAUCAGAGUCAAUCUUAUCAGCUGGUUCCAGCAUAAAUCCAGCGUAACUGAGAGGAGAAGCAGACUGUUCAGGGUGAAAAAGCAUUGAUGGGUUUUCCUUAUGUUCAGAUAUCAUCUUCCAAGCUGUAUUUAAAUAUGUAAAAUACAAAUAUACAUGAUGCAUAAGCUCCAGAUAUAUAUAAUUUAUAUUGUAAUAGUGCUUCACUGUAGAUUAGGAUAGGAAGCCUAUGUGUCCGUUCUUGGGAGUAGGCUAUAUCGACUAUAAUAGGACUGAGUUUUGAGUAAACACAUGAAGGAUGAGACUGCACGUGUCGUGGACUUGGCUUGUUAAUGUCCAUGGGUGGCUACCUUUUUUGGGUGUGAGGGCUUCAUCAUACAGGAGUCACAUGCCAGUGGUCAGUAUGGUCAUCACAGACAGGCAUGUUCUCUCCCAGUCUCACACACAAACACAAGAUGCACAUAGGCAGACACAAACACAGCACCCUUCCUCAAUAGCUCCAUGAAGAACAGAUGUGGGGUGUUAUUGCCCCCUCACUGCUGAUCAAAUGACUGAUCUAAUGACCAGGGAGAGGGCAAUUUACACCGCCACCCACCCACCUCCAUGCUGUAUUUACCUACCCCUUUCCCUCUAUAUUUGCUGCUGCUCCAAAAUCCAUGGGGUCUUCAGGAACCUGAACAAUAUAUGGCAGUGAACAAAGCUGUAUUGUAACUUUUGAAUAAAUGGGCAGGAGUCUUGAUAGAAUAAAGUUAUAAACUCAAACAAAAAAGCAGCCAGGCCCUGGCAGGGCCCACUGGCCAGCUUAGCCUUCUGAGGUCCGGGGUAAGUGUACCCGGCUUUCCCCCACCCUCUGCAUGGGCCUGAUAACAGUGGUUGCCAGUGGGUAUACAGUGGUACCUUGGGUUAAGAACUUAAUUUGUUCUGGAGGUCCGUACUUAACCUGAAACUGCUCUUAACCUGAAGCACCACUUUAGCUAAUGGGGCCUCCUGCUGCCGCCACGCUGCCGGAGCACGAUUUCUGUUCUCAUCUUGAAGCAAAGUUCUGUAACCUGAAGCGUAUGUAACCCGAGGUACCACUGUAUUUGGAAUUUUUAGGAAGUACCUUGGACACCAGUCAAAAAAUGGCUGCUGUAUAUGUAUAUGUAUGUGUGUAUGUGAAAAUUUAUCUUCAUUUUAGUGCAGAUUUCUCUUAGUAUACACAUGCUUGUAUGCAGUUUUGCCCAAUAUCCACAUUUUAGCAAAGCCACCUAAUGCAACACAAAUUUUAUAUUAUUUUCACUAAUAUAUACAUUUUUAUGCACACUAUACCCUCAUACACAUUACUUUUUGAUGCCCGCUAAAAACACUUUUGUUUAGAAAAGUCUACCCAGAUACUUAGGAAGCUGAAGUAAUUUUAAUUUGUUUUAGUAUUUUAACCUUUGUAUUUUUAAAGUAUAGCUAUAAUCUUUUCUUGAUUUUAUUGCUUUAUCUUUUUGUAAACUACUUUGAGGUCACACCCAAAUCUAGUGGUAUAUAAAUUGAAUGAAAUAAAAUAAAUGACUAUAUUACUGAGCUGGAAACCUGCAUUGCAAAAUUUGAAGUUGAGCAAAUUCAAAAGAUGACUGUGUUGGUCCAUGUAUUCUUUCAGAAGGUGCAAAUUAGGUAGCUUUGCCUUUAAAUGUGAACUGUGUCGACUUUUUCCUCCAUCCCUAGCCUGAGUCCUUGGGAAAUUUCUGCCACUCACAAGUCAAAUCUUGAAUUGCAGAAUUUAAUUCUCUUGUAUCUCUUUCAGAACUUAUACUGAAUUAGCUCAAAAGUUUAUUUCGAGGAUGUCUCACACUGGCAUACAUGGACUGGUGACUCACCAAUAUAAGAGUGAGGCAGCUCUUUGUUUUAACCCACAUUUACAGACUUAUCCAUGAUGCCAAACACAGGGAUAUGUAGAAGCCUCUAAAUUACACCAGGAAGGAACACUAAGUAAGGAACAUGUGAAGCUAUAGAAAUGAAUUUCAGACUUUCUGCCUGUAAAAUUUUCAGACUGCCUACCUAGGCCCUAGGGCAAUACUUGCAGAAGAGACAACUCCCUAAGUCUGCUUUAUCCUGAUUUGACCCCACAGUAGAGCAGAGCUUAAUUUUGCAUUGAUUAUUUCCAUUUAGUUUGCUGUAAUAAUUUUGCCACGUCAUGAUGAUAUAACUGCUCUUUCUUGAUAAAAGCAAACUAAUUGGCAACAUGUCAGGAUUUUCCUUUCUGAAUAUGUUAAAAGUACCCCUCCAUGUGAUUCCCUCUCCCUAACUUCAAAUGAAAUGGAGCAGAGAUGCAAAAACUAAUGCCCGAGAUUUGUGAAAAGUAAAAUGAACGUAGUUUUAAAAGUGUUCCUGGCAUUUUCAUGGAGCAGAUCUGCAGCACAGAUCUCCUCAAACUGCAUGGAAGAUGGAAAGGAUCCUGGCUCUUCGGCUAGGUUAUGAAAGAUUCACCACAAGGCAAUUCAACCCUGCAAUUCAAGACUUGUUUGUAUGUCCUCUCCCCCUCUUUUCCACAUUGCAGACAGUGGUGACAGUGGAGUAAAUGGGGCACUGCCCCACAGUCAAUCUGCCUUCAGCCAGCCUUCACCUGCCGGUCUUUGUACUAACAACCAGUCUGGGCAGUGGCACUGGCUGUCAGCCUUCUCCAUAUUAAGCUCAUCGUUGCCCUUGUAGAAAUCAGCAGGGAGGAGGAUGGGGACAACUUUAAUUGGCCAUUUCCUUUUUUUGAAGGCUUAUCUAGACCAGAUGGCAGCAGUUGUGAGUGUUUAUCCACUCAAAACUGACCCAGUCAUGCAAAAUUAAGGAAGCAGUGGGUGAGUUCAGUUUUAAAAGCAAAAGGAGUACACUGGCCAGAAGAGCAGACCUUCUACCCCAACUGCCACCCUCAUCCCCAUACUAUGGCUUAGCUCCCUGCAGUCAAUGCCACUUCCAUUCUUAGAGCUCAUAUGAAAAGAUUCCGGGGGGGGGGGGGAGAGCUCUCAUAUAACAUAGUGCUCCCAUCACAGAGCUUCCCUCUUGUAGGCAAAGAUGAAAAUAACAUUUGUACACUCCCCCGCCCCGCCCCCAAGUGCUUACAUUUAUGCAUGGGGACAUUUGCAAUGCACACUUUUUACUGUUACCCCUUGUGCUUUGUCAGGUGGGCUUUGGGACAGAGGGUGACCCAAGGGAUUAAUGUGACAAGAAGGGCAUUGGGAGGUCCUGCUACAUGCAUACUCAUAAAAUCAUAGAAUUGUACAGUUGGAAGGUACCCCAAGGAUCAUCUAGUCCAACUGCAAUGUAGGGAUCUCAACUAAUGCAUCCAUGACAGAUGGCUUAGAAACCUCCAAUGAAGGAGAGUCCACCACUUUCCGAGGGAGGCCGUUCCACGGUUGAACAGCUCUAAAUGUCAUAAAGUUCUUCCUGAGAUUUGGUCAGACUCUCCUUUCUUGUAACUUGAAUCCAUUAGUUCAGGUCCUACCCUCUGAAGCAGGAGAAAACAAGCUUGCUCCACCUUCCAUGUAACAGCCCUUUAGAUAUUUGAAGAGGACUAUCAUAUCUCCUCUCAGUCUCCUUUUUUCAAGCAUUCCUCGUAAGGCUUGGUUUCCAGAUCCAUGAUAAUCUUGGUCGCCCUCCUCUUCACAUGUUCCAGCUUGUCAAUAUCGUUCGUAAAUUGUGGUGCCCAGAAUUGGACACAAUACUGCAGAUGGCAAGGCAGAACAGAGUGGUACUAUUACUUCCCUUGAACUGGACAUUAGACUUCUGUUCAUGCAGCCUAGAAUGGCAUUAGCUUUUUUUUUUUUUUUUGCUGCUGCUGCAUCACACUUUUGAUUCAUGUUCAGCUUGUGGUCCACCAAGACCCCUAGAUCAUUUUCACACAUACUAUUAGAAAGCCAGAUGUUCCUCAUCUUAUAUUUGUGCAGCUGGUUCUUCCUGCCUCAGUGUAGAACCUUACAUUUGUCCCUAUUGAAAUUCAUUUUAUUAGCUUGAGCCCAGUUCUCCAAUCUGUUCAGGUCAUUUUCAAUUCCAAUUCUGUCUCUGCAGCAUUAGCUACCCCUCCCAGUUUGGUGUCAUCUGAAAUUGGAUGAGCAUCCCCUAAAUUUCUUCAUCCAAGUGGUUUAUAAAGAUGCCCCACUUGCUAUUUUUUUCUAGGAUGAAGAGGAAUCAUUAGUGACCAACUCUUUUGGUUCAAGCAGCUACAAAUCCAUCUAACAGUUACCUCUUCCAGGCCACAUUUUACCAGCUUCUUCACAAGAAUAUCAUGGGGGACUUUGUCAAAAGCCUUACUGAAAUUAAUAUACAGUGGUACCUCAGGUUAAGAACUUAAUUCGUUCUGGAGGUCUGUUCUUAACCUGAAGCACCACUUUAGCUAAUGCGGCCUUCUGCCGCUGUGCCACUGCUGCACGAUUUCUGUUCUCAUCCUGAAGCAAAGUUCUUAACCCGAGGUAAUAUUUCUGGGUUAGCGGAGUCUGUAACCUGAAGCGUAUUUAACCUGAAGCGUAUGUAACCCAAGGUACCACUGUACAUCUACAGCAUUCCCCUGAUCCACCAAGCUUGCAAUCUCUCUAGUACAGGCAUGUCCAACCUGCUGAUUGCGAUCUACUGGUUGAUCGCGGGGCAUCCCUGGCCAAUCCUAGCCAAUCGCGUGAGCCUGAUUGAUCAACCCAAAAAUGAAACAAAAAACAGAAAAAGCUCAACAACUUUGGUGAAGCCUUCCCGCAAGAAACUCAACAACUUUGGAUCUUCCUUCCUCCAAUGGGUAGAUCACUGACAGUUUAUAUAUAGUGGGAGUAGAUCGCAGUCUCAUGGGAGUUGGACAUGCCUGCUUUAGUACCCGUGAGUGCAGCUCAUCAGGCCCUGAAGAUUUGGAUUAAUUUAAAGUAGUUAGGUGUUCCCCUAUCUCCUCUUUUCCUAUCUUGGGCUGAAGUUACCCCUUGUUAUCACCAGGUUGGGCACCACUUUACUUUGGGGUGAAGCCAUAGAAUUGUAAAUGGAGCCCCGAUCUCUGAACAACUUCCCCAAAACUUGUGAUUUUGCAUUUCAGUGUUCAGCUUUCAGCAACUGCACUUGUCAAAUAGCAAUACUGAGAUUACUCAUUAAAGGAUUUGACAGCAAAUAUGAUUUUUUAAAAAAAUAUUAUGUCAAAUACAAUAAGGCUGUUUCAUUCUUGUCUGCAGGGCAAACAUCUUGUCAAAUACUGUACAUGUAAAAAUGUCAGCAUGAAUGAAAUACACAAAACAAAUACACUACUGCUAUCUGUCUGCAUGGUACUUCAUAACCAAAUAUGACAUUUCUAUCCUACUUUUUCCUCCAAGGAGACCAGAGUAUGGGGUCCCUAGGUAGUCUCUCCUUAAGCAACUGGCUAUGCUAACCUGCUUCUCUGAAUUAUUAUAUCAGGUGGCUUCAAAUACAGUGGUAUCUCGGGUUACAGAUGCUUCAGGUUACAGACACUUCAGGUUACAAACUCCGCUAACCCAGAAAUAGUACAUUGGGUUAAGAACUUUGCUUCAGGAUGAGAACAGAAAUUGUGCUGCGACGGCGCGGCAGCAGUGGGAGGCCCCAUUCGCUAAAGUGGUGUCUCAGGUUAAGAACAGUUUCAGGUAAAGAACAGAUCUCAAGCAUGAAUUAAGUUCUUAAUCCAAGGUACCACUGUAUACUUAUGGGCCCAGAAAAUCAUUUGAAUAUCGUAUGUGAAAAUCCUGAUUCCUUUCCUCUCUAACAGCAAAGAAAAAAAGUUUAACGAAUCCCAGCCUUUAAUUUUCUGCACCACUCCUUUCCCAUAACCACUUUGAUCUUUUUUCAAUUUAUGCUUUGCUGCAGGAUAAUCUGGAAAAAGAUCUUCUGUGCUAAUAUCUCAUCUCUUUUUAUCUCUCUUCUCAGCCCCUAGAGCUAAUCUCAUUCAUUUUCUAUAGCCUUGUGCGUGAGAGAACCCAGGGCUGACUGAGAUUUACAGCAGUAGGCUUGCAGUAACAACAAUGAGCAGGUAACACCAGAGGUGCAACCCUCUGAUCCCUGAUCACAAUGUCACAGGAUGGUUGGCAAAGUUUUGCCAUUACAGAACUGUCAGCCUAGCUUCCAUUCCAGAUAAUUUGGUAAAAUUCACUGUUAAAGCUCAAACUGUUAAAACACACAGAAGAACAAGUCUUCCUGAGGGUAAAUCAGUGUGGCCUCUGCCAACAUUUUAGAAUUCUUUACAAGUGUCAAGCCUCAAAUACGUAGAUAGGAGCAAUCUGGUAGGUGUUACCUGCUUGGACUUCCAAAAAGUUUUUAUAAAGCCGUUCACUAGAUUCCUGAACAAAUUUAGUCACUAGAUAAGUGGACAGUCCUGCUCAUGGUUGGUAGGAAUAGGAAGCAGAAGAUAGUUGUGCUGUAGUAGUCUGAAGUAACAACAAGGCUUAGACAGGGUUUUAGACAGUUUAACUACUAUCGUUGGAUGGAGUUUGCCGAAAUGCAGGAGGAGUGCAGAUGUAGAAAACUGGGCAAGUCACCCUGGAGGAGUGUUUAGGGGUGGGGCACGGUCAAUUAUAUUUGCUAAUCAAUCAUUCCUAGCAGGAAUUCUAGGCUAAGAAGAGUAAACAGGGCAAUGGCAUGCAGGGCUGAGUUAAACUAGAUUUUUGUCUCUGUCUCUUUUGGGUAUGCAAAUAAACAAAGACACAACUAGAGAUCAAUAGCUGAAUGAAGGCUAUGUACACACUAUACAUUUAAGUACCCCCCCCCCCAAGAAUCCUGGGGACUUUACCUUAUUAAGAGUGCUAGGAAUUGCAGCUCUGUGAGGGGUAAAGUACAGUUCCCAGAAUUCUUAGGUGGAAGCCAAGUAUUUUAUUUAAACGUAUGGUGUGUACACAAUGGAACACCCGUAUAUGCACCAAGACAUUGCCCCAAUUUCUCUCCUUUGUAUUCAACAAUUAACACAACACAUCUCUCCAAAGCUAUCCAUGUAUAUCUGGAGGACAUUUGUAAUACUGACAAAAGUAAUAGAAUCAUAGCCAAAGGGCAUAGCAGUCAUUUCCCUCCAUUUUGUGUGUUUGUUUGGCUGAAGCUUGAAGGCUUCUGUUCAUUUUUUUACCCAGCUACUUUUGCACACUUGCUGGCAUCACAAUGCAUAAAUAACAUACAAAAUUCACUAAAUAAAUGGGAGACAAGGGAGAGGCACUUGCCCCUGUCACACUUUGGCCUUCUCUGUGUGAAUGUAGACAUCAGUCAGAGACUAUGAUAGGCUUCACCCAGCCCCACCUCAAAUCCUUUCCAUCACUGGGUGAAAAAAAUAUUACUGAAUCAAGUAGAUUUUUUUUUUUUAAUUGUUUAUCUUACUCUUUUCCCUACAUACAGACUAGAGCAUAGUGGUCAAAGUGUCAUGAGCCGAACAACAAUGUAACUGCAGAAACAGGAAACGCAGUACAUGGAACGUAAGAUCCUUAUCUGUUAGAUGGUGACAGACGUUGGGUUUAGGAAAGUUACCUAAUCUGAGCACUGACAGCUUUUAUGAUGCCAUGAGAAAGGAACAUCAAAAGCUCUUAUUCAACAAAUAGAGCCCUGCAUUCCACAAGCAUUUGUCAGCCAUUUUCCAAAUUGCCCCAGUGAUUUCUCCUUUAUGUAUGUCAUACUCUCAUGGCAGAUUCCUUCCUAAUAGCAAUAGUCUCUAAUGCAAUAAUCCCAAACAGUCCCCAGUGCCCUUUCCUUUAACUGCUCAAGCGCAUUUUCCCGUACAUUAGAAAACAGAACUCCCGAUAUCUUAAAGCCUAAAUACAAAUCUAGCCCACACUCUGCAGGCCACUUUCAAUAUCAGAUAAAGUAAUAUGACAUCAGGUGAUUAAAUUUAAAAGGAAGACUCUUCUGACAAUGAUGAUUCAGGCAUGCAGGUACCAGAUCAGUAUUGCCCACUUUUGGAAUCCAUGAACUCCUCCUUGGGGUGAUUGUGGGUAGAUUUGCUGAUUGCAGCACAGUAAAACAAAAUGUUUGUCCCUGGCAGUAGAGUGUACUACAAAAACCUUUCCUCCAUGGUUUAUUAUCCCAGAUAUCCACCCCUAACCCAUUUGCUCUCACAGUGGCCAACCAGAUGCCUGUGGUAAACCCAGAAACAGGAAUUGAGUGUAACUGUUCUCUCCCCACUUGUGAAUUUCAGCAACUGAUAUUCAGAGACAUACUGCUGUGGAGGUAGUAGAUGGCUAUUAGCCACUGAUAACUUUUUCCUCCUUUAGUUUAUCUGAAGUCCUCUUAAAGCCAUCUAAUUUGGUGUCCAUCACUAGAGAUAUUAUGACCAGGCCAGCAUCAUCCCCUAGUGAACUGCAUGGCUGCAUGGGGAUUUCAUUCUUGGUCUUCUUCCCUAUCCUUGUCCGUCAUUUUACCCACUACUUAAAAAACAUGCCCACACAUUUCCAUUGAUUUUUAAUUUCAUUUUACCCACUACUACACCGCAGGUGGGCAGAAGUUAGAUAAGGAUCUACUGGCAGAUAUCUGGGUAAAUUAAAGAAGACUGGCAAGUAUUUCUGAUGAAGAAAGCAGGUGGUGGUGGCUAUAACCAGGAGUGGGUUUUGUGGGGGAGGACUAUGAGCUCAGUUUGGUUCUGGCACUUAACAUAAAUUCCUGGGCUCAUAGUAUUUUUGAUUCUAAGUGCAUGCCUUUUACAUCUGGCUCUGGUUGGUGAAUAUCAGGAUUCUAGUAAAAUAUAAAGUAGGUUCUGCAAGCCUGAAGUUGCCCACUCCUGCACUAUACCAUCCCAGGUGGAUUUGCAGCUGCAUGCCAAAAUUCAGAGGCGUCCUUUUGCUGUGCCCAAGAACUUGUUCAUGUCUAGCAAAACUUUAGAACAGCAGCACCUCCUCUCCCCACCAAUGCCUAAAAAACACAGUGCAGCAAAUUGCAUUUUUAAUUAUUCCAUUUAAAAGUAAUCUGUUCAAUUGCAGGGAAAUUGGAAAAAGAAAAAAGUCAUAAGGCAUUUGGAGCUGUCUUUGCAGUUCCUUGGAUUGUGUCCAUCACUAGAAAGUUUCAUCUAAAUUUACCUCCCUGCAACAUUUAAUACGAACUGUUGUGAUAAAAUUUGUAAUUUAAUAUUUAUUGGUCAACAAAAGCAAACAUCUUAUCUUAUUUAUUUUUUUAAACGAGUUGCAACAACGGAGCUAUGUGAGAUGAACAGAUAAUUAUCCUGACAAGAAAAACUUCCCAUGCCCCCACCCUGUCCCACAUCUGAGCAUGAUGAAAUAAAUCAAGCAUUAUGUUGUUCAUAACUGGAAAAGAGAUCAUGACUAGCAUUAUCUCAUUUACUAUUCAGUUUGUUACCCACAGUUGGACUGACUCAGAGCUAUUUGGCACAGAAGGGUUCAAUUUGCAAAUUCCUGAGCUUUAAGGUGAAUUAACUCCCAGGAAUGCUCUUGAGAGACACAGCUUUAAAUGGUGGCCAGAAAUCAUGACACUGUUCCAGCAGAGGUUGUCCAUGGAUUCAUCUGAAUUGACAUAACUCUCCCCUUUAAAUGAUAAAGCUUGUAUGUGAUAUUGUACCCUUGUCUUGCUUUAACUUGUGAGCUUUAUUCCGCUCUUCUAGGUCAUAAUCCUAAUUCUCAUCCAGUUUAAGAAUCUUGGUUCUGAGCUAUAUUUUAAUGGGAAUACUGAAAUUCAUGUCUACGUAUGUGCCCCAGGAGUCCCUGUUUACUGGGAACAGUUCCCAUUUUCCCUGUCCCUGUUCCUCUUGUUGUUUUUUGGUUUCGCCCUGUUGACAUUUUUGUCUGGGUUCUGACACCUAAACAACCUGCAAACAAAUCAGAAUGAAUGCAGGACAAAUGCUCAUUGGCAUAUAACCACCCUGCAAACAAAUCAGAACAAAUUCUCAAUAAAGCCUGAAGCUAUGCAAGGAAAUCAGCAUGAAUGCUCAACAAACAGGUUGUCUUUACUCCACUUGAAUUGUGCAAACAGCUCCAGCAUCCCACCCACAGGAUAGUAGUAGUCUGAAGGCACCACCUGGAGUGUAUGUAUCUUUAGCCAUGCUUCUUGAAGUUAGCUCAGAGAGUGGAUCUGACUUUCUUUCACCAGGUAGUUCUUACCAGCACCCUGGCAUGCUUUGGGCCCCACCAUGGAGUACUCUCUCUCUCUUUGUAUCGCUGUAUCGGUCUCCAGAUUGUCUGCUGUCACCACCUCCUCUGCUAUACACAAACCAAGUCCAAGCUUCUUGGAUCUGAGUUGAUGUUUACCUCGCCAUCUGCAACAGUAGUAGUAGUAAACCCUUGGCAGAGGGCCCCCAGUGUCACAUUCAGCCUUUCGACACUUGCAGCCAUGCUGGGUUCCAGCCCAGAGUCCUUGAAAGUUUCCAGCAUUUGAAAUGUAGUAGCCCUUCUACUCCAUUUCCACACCACUCGAAGCCAAAGGAAACAAAAUAAACAAACAAACAAGAGGGAGCCGGCUUGGGUCACCUUAGGUGGUCUAUAAACAACCUCUCCAGCCUCAGCAGUCCUGCUUUCCAGCAGCUCUUUCGACCUCAAUCUGACACUUACUUCAGGAACCGAUGAAGCAAUGCUUGUUUAAUUCAGACAAGCAAACAGAGCAAAGGGGAGGCAAGAUCGCUGAGGAUUACCAUAUGAAUGGACGCCUUUUCUUUCCUUUGGGCCCUGCUUGAAAAAAGUGUUCUUUCUCAUGUAAGACGCAGCUCUUGAAAAGCCAUGCAUCACAUACAGAUAUUUAGGAAAUGGUGCCUGGGCGCCCCUAACCCACAGAAAAGCAGUUUAAUAUGCUGCUGGGGCAGCAGCCCCUUUCACAUAGUGGGCAGAGAGGAUGGGAGAAGCAAGGGCAUUUCAGAAUAACAACAGAGGGGAAUACAGUCUUGAGUCAGCUGACAGCCUAAUUUAAAACACCCUUUCUGGAAGACAUACAUUUUUAGCAGACUUGUCCACUGGCUCAACAGAUCUGGAAGGGAAUGUUGUUUGGCAGAGUUUCAAGGGAUGACCUCAUCUGAACACUUGAUACUAUGGUGCUUCUCUCCCUGCUCCUUUUAUUUACAGAGGCCAUGAUAUGGCCAUUCCUGUGGAGCCUGCUCUGCUUCCUAACCUCACUUUAGUUUGUUGUCCUGAAGACUCAAGAGUAAGCAUUGUCAUCUGAGAAGGGAUUCACAGAGGGAUCUUUUGCAGGCUCUCAGAUGGGAAGAGUCACAGGGCAAGGCAGGUCUUUAGAGUAUAAUUGCCGUGGUAGACCUAGAGAACUCACCAGUCACGAAGCUAGACAAGAACUUUUUUGUCUCUCUUAAAGAAAAUCAGAAUAGAUGCAGGAAACACCUGACUCCGCCCAGAUGGAAUUAACUCCAGUGCCACCUAGUGACUCACUUAUAUAAUGACACUAUCCACACUAUCACGGAAUAGGAAAGAGUGGAAUUGCUCUGGCUAAAGAGCCUGGCCGGACCUGGAAGUUUUACAAAGGUUAUGUUUUUUCAUAUGGUUCAUAUGAUGUUUAGAUGGCUCUUGCAGGUUUGGUUUGCCUUCCUGCAUCCCUUCCCGCACCCCCACUUUGCUGAGUGGCAACACAAUUUUCAGGAAUGUUAAUGCUUGAACUUUGACACUUGCCUGACUUCCUCACUGCAUUAUUUUUUGAAUAAAGGAGACCCUCCAGUGUGUUAGUGAAGCCACUGAUAUCAUGCAGAUGGAGUCCAGAGAGAAAUAAAAUCCUAGUAACACUUUAUUGAGCAAAACUGAACAAAAACAGUGUAUAAUUUGAGGAGAAAGAAACAGAGGAGUUUUGUCUUACUUACUCUAUGUACAGAGCAGGAAGACAUUAAACUGCUCUGGCUAUGUACAGAGCAGGAAGACAUUAAACUAAAACAUACAGAGGAAAACUGCCUUAGAACUGCACAGCCAAUCAGAGCAUGUGCCACCUCACUAAAGAUCAUGGCACUCUAACUGGUUUCUAAGCAACAUCUAUAUAUACACACACACAGUUGACUAACAUUGAGAACAGAAUUAAUCCGUAAGCAGAAUGAUCUCUGUGCAUUGUGUUGCAUUUCAACACAAUUAUCAUAUUUUUUCCUAUUGACUCUGAUGUGUCUGGAUCGAAUAGAUUUCCUGUCUGCCACCAAUGUAUAUUUCAUCUCUCCAUUAAAUUCUGCCUCUUAAAAGUUUGAAGAAUUACAACUGUGAAUGCUGCCAUCCCUCACAUUUUCAAUCUAAGCUGCUGUCAAUCUUCGCAUACAGUGCCACCAAGAAUGACAUACUAGCCAUGACUACAGAUUCUUCCAAGAGUAAUGGCUACAAUUUAAAUGGUACUUGAGUAUCCUGUGCACAUUACAUACCUGAUCACCCCAGUCAUUACAACAAGCAGGCAAUGUAAGGCCAGUAUGGGUUUUUUCCUGGGGGCUAUGCAGUACCGGCACCUAUUUUUUCUAGAAGAAAAGCACUAGUAGGGCAAUAUCAUUAUUAUCCCAAUAUCAUAGAUAAGAGGGCUAAGAGCAAAUGUCUUGCCUAAGGUUAUCCAGAGAGCUACAUCACAUAGGGAAGCUCUGAACCAGGAAUUUCCUGGUUCACAUCUCAGCCUCCCAACCAAUUUGCUGUACUAGUCAACAGCACUCUUUGAAGUACCUUAUAGUUAUAUCAGUGAAGAUAAGCCAUUCUUAACAGCUAAUUCCACAGUUUUGAGGCCAAUAUCAAAGUUUGUAAAGUUCACUUUUAAAAGGAAUUUGUUCUACUUCAAGUAUAACAUGUCUUAAAAGGAACUAGUUUCAGUUCAACCCUUUACAAAAUGAACUGGUUCACGGUUAGUUCACAGUUCAAUUCAAGUUCACCCAAAGAUCCUCAGCAAAAAUAUUUUCAUUCUGAAUGUUACAAGCUGCUGUGCUGAAGUAUGAAAUAUACCUGGGUGUUGGGAACCUUUGGCUCUCCAGGUGUUGCUGAACUACAACUCCCAUCAGCCAUAGCAAGCAUGGCCAGUGACCAGGGAUUAUCAGAGUUGUAGUUCAGCAACAUCUGGAGGGCUACAGGUUCCCCACACCUGUGAUAUACUUAAGAAGGCUCUUCUAUGGGUUGGACUAUACCACCUUUGUAGUCCCUUCUAUACAAUAUGAUUCUAUGAUAAAGCUAAGAAGACAUCCAAACAUACAUACAACAGAAUGUGAAUUGUUUGAUUUAUUUCCCCCAACAGUUGUUAUAUUUAAGUUUAAAGGCCCCAAUAAUCUAUAGAGUAAGGACAACAUGUAAGAGAAUAAAGUUGAAGGUUAACUAGAAAUCAUUCAAAUAUCUAUCCUAAAAUCAAUUCAUUUCCAGUUCACUCAACAACUAUGAGAACCACUUCCAGGAGCAGCUCAGAGAUUUUUGGGCGAAUGUUAUGAACUUUGUUAAACUAGCUUAUUCCAAGCACUGACAGCUACAGGUAAUUAAUUUCCUGUAGCAGUAAGGUGCUUUUGAGAGCCUUUUGGAUCUAGAAAGUAAGAUACAACUAUUAUGAAAAAAAAUAAAAAGGAACAAUUCUGCAUAAAAUGCAUGUACCACUUUUAAGGGCACACAAAGGUGACUUUACAGUUUACCAUCAGCACUGUGAUUAAUGUAGCUAUUGUCAUAUAGUUCUGCCCCCUCAAAAAGUUGCUUAAUUAAAAAUAUUAUGGACCACUUCUCAAACAAAAAGUUUCACAAAGUGAUUCUCAACAAUAUUUAUUGUGCCCACUUGCCAAUUACUCUCCCCCACAAUGACAGAAAUAUCCAAAGCCUGGAAGCAUAUUUGGAAACAGUGGGUGGUUGAAAUGUUAGAAUAAAGAGAAAAGGCUAGGAAUGGUCCUUGUGGGAAGUACUGUAGCUGUCCCGUAGAGUGACCAGGUGUCCUCAUUGUUACCAGUUAGACUGCUGUUUCCAAGAAAUUCCUGGGCUUUCUGCAUGUCCAGUACUGGACAUACAGGGUGAGACAAGGUCUGCAGUGGGUGAUCUUCCUUGUAUUUUUACUAAAGGCAAGCCAGAAGCUCAGCUUGCUGUAGGAUGCUGGUGCCGCACAAAUUAAAACCUCAGUGCCAUCCUCCUGGGAAGGGAAAUUAUGUCAUGUUCAUUUCCUUUCCAGAGACAGCAUUUUAAAAAAUGGCUGCCUGGGGAAUGACAACUCUUGUCCCUGGGAUGAAAUUAUAGUCAGAGGAAAGAAUAGGAUUAAAAUCUCAGCUCCUGACUUGCCUUUAGGAACGAAAACCUGAACCUUCACAUCAGGUUCUGAUACCUGGUAAGUCCAGACUACAGCUCCCAUCAUCCUUGACUGUUAGCAAUGGUAUCUGGGACUGAUGGGAGUUCAAAAACUUCCAGAGGGCUACAGAACCCCCACCCCUAACAUAAAGGAAGCCACUGAGGAGAACAUUUUAAAGCAGUAUCUGUAUGGCUACCAUUUUGUAUGAGGCGGCCUUGAGGAGGUAAGCCUGGAAUCCUAAACCCACUUACCUGAGACUAAGUCACACUAAAUUCAAUAGGACUUACUACUGUACUAGGAAGACAUGGUUAAGUUUGCACUGCAAGUUGUGAAGUGGGACACAGAUUUCAUGAGAGGAUGUUUUCAAAAGCAUUUGCCCUGCCUAAACCCACCAUCUCAGAUAGUUGAAACUGACUCUUAUUUACUUGGGGAUUAGAAGAUUAUUAUUUUUCCUUGUUGAAAACAUCGCUGCAGGCCACUGCUCUUGAACAAUUCCCAGUGCUACAAAAAAUGAUCCAAAACAUUUCUCUUCCCUGAAGACUAAUUAAAAGAAGCGUAUUGUUUUGACAACUGCUUUGCCAGUCAGAAACUUAAAUCCUGAGUUUAGAUUCAAUAUAUUAUACAUGCAGAUGCUCUUUGGCUUGCUAAUAUUUCUCAAAUGUAUGUCCCAAAUGCUGUAAUUUGAUCCCAAGAAGGGAAGAAAAUGGAGAAGAGCUAAAUGUCUGGGGGGCUGCUUUGAUGGGCAAUACGGUGUAGUCAUAAAUAAAAUAAACAGCUGUGGAAUGUUUAUUAUUUUAUUUAUUACUGUAUCUGCAUCCCACCUCCCUUUUACUUAUUAUUACAUCUGUAUCCCACCUCAAAACAGUAGGUUGAAAAAAAGUGUGUCCCACCCAGCCCCAUUAUUAACCAACCCACCCUGAGUUCCAAAAAUCUGAGGUCCAUUGUGAGAAUGUAAAACUUUUUUAAGUACAAGUUUUCCAGUAUAUCCAACUUUCAGAAAAUAGUGGAUUUUUAAAAGAAGCUGUUUAACACCCAGCCCUGCUGAUAAAGCAGAAGCUAAGGUUACAUUGGAGAUGGUGGUGAGUGAACAAUUAAAUUACGUGACAGUCCUGGGAUGUUCUGUUGUGAUACACACCCACUGUGACAUCACCAUGGUGGGGCACCACCACAACAAGAACGGUACUGUUUGCAUGCACUUUCAUUUGUACACACACAGCAUACCCUGCAAGUAUCCUGGAAAAAACAGGACCUCCCCCCAUUUUUUCCCAUGUGAGAGCAGCCCCCCCCCCAAAGUGCAUCUUUUGGGCUCUGUGUCCUUGUGUGAGUCAUGUGAUUCACACAGGAGCAAGGCCUGGAAGACAUGUAUCCUGGUUUGGGGACUCAACAUAUUGAAGGGUAUGCAGACUGGCAUAAGUGGAUUUAUUUACUUUUAAAAACUUGUUUUGCAUCAAUGUUUCAGGAGCUCGUCCUACUCUUGAGUAGGACCCUGGCAAAGACACAUGCCCAACUGGCAUGUUCUCUCCCUCCUGGUCGAUCGUUCGGGAGCUUCAAAAGCUUUCUUUUGCCCGAACAUCACAGCGACUGAUGCCAACGGACAUCAGCACACUCGGGGAUCCGCAGAGUUCGCAGUUGCAUGACAGACCUCAGCAACUCAGCAUUUUGGCUAAUCUACCUUAUUUACAUAUAAACACACACGGAGCAUUGCAACAUGGCUCCCUCUCUCUCUAGCAUCAGACAGCAAAGAGAAAGGACAAAGGACAAUAGUCCCACUUCACGGAACACAGUAACACAAACAUCCUGUCCCCGGCACUUCCCACUCUGUGGAGUCAAAACAUACACCGUCAUGUGAUAGACAACAAUCCCAUGACUGCAGUCACGGAGCAGGAAUCUUAACACAAUGCUGGUUUGUGGGAGGAAACUCACUAACUUCUGGAAACAGGAUAUGUCUGGAUUUGGGUUGAUGCUGCAUGCACAAUAUUUUAACAAGCAAACCUGGCAUACAGAGCACACUGGAUGCACACUAAACUGUAGUGUGUGCACAGACUCUGCCUGGGGAAUUGGAAGGAGUUGAUCAUGACAGCCAGGUUAGGUAUUCAAGACUACCGCCACAUUUGCAAAUUUUAACAAAGGCAUUGAAGCUGUAAUCCCGAAUCAAUGGUGCUCUAAAAGGCAUAUUGCAUAACCCUAUCACAUUGUGAAACUGAUAUUGCUGGAUGAAUGGAAGUCAUUUUCAUGAAAACAACCAUAAUAUGUGCCUGGCCCUUCCCUUUUUAGUGGCUUUCUGUCUGCCCUUAGAAUAAAUGAAAUGCAGUGUACUUGUGCAUAAGGGAUAACUCCACCUGAGCUCCUCAACACAAUGAAGCAAAUUCCAAUCCGGUUGCUCUUCUGUCUUAUUGAAAAAAGACAGUAACUUUCUUGUAAAUCUCCCAAAUUCUCCUCUAAGCCAAGGGUGGGGAACUUCCAGUUUGCAGACCGACCAGGUGUCACACCUAAUGUGGGAAACUAAGUCACAUAGCCAAUCCUGACAUAAAGCAGGGAUGACUUCAGCUGAUGAGUGGGAAGUUCAAUCCUGCUGGACUGGCUAUAUUGCUUAGUUCCCUGUGGGGAACUCAGUCGCUCAUCCUUGCCUUGCAGAAAGCUCUGAAAAAGACCCUUGCACUGUGGUUCCUAAGUGCUUGGCAUCUGACAUCAUAAUGACACCAGGUGAUUGACUGAUGAGUUGUCCUACCCACCUAUCAAAAUUGGUCUGCAGGGGUAGGACAGAAAAGCCCCAAAGGUUCCUACCUCUGCUUUAAGCCUUCCAUGACAAGUAUGUUGAUCCCAAUUAUUGGGGGGGGCCCCCCUCAAUUUCAGAGUCUGCACUAGCGCUCCUCAUUAUUCAUAGCAUCAGUUUGCUCCUCUGUUUUCUAUUACUAAUCUCCAUGCAGUUCCUACACAUCAACCAUCACCCACCUGGCACCUUCUGUGCUGGCGAGGCUUGAUGGCAGUUGCUGUCCAAAAUAUCUGGAAGGUGCCAUGUUCAUGAAAGCAGCUGUCCACACACUCUUCCCCCUCUUGGGGGGACUGUCAGGAGCACUGUUGGGUUUUGUAUUAAGAGGGGAAAAAGAUGGACUUGGUACCGUUGCAUUCAUGCACAUUUAUACACUUCUUACUGAACAAGAGAUGAUGUCCUUGAGAUGAAAGCUCUAGGAUUGUACAGAGACAGAAAGCAUCUGCUUCUCCUUCCCUCCUCCCCUUCUUGAAGUAAUUAGAAGGGCAAAGGCAAAAGCAGAGACACUGGGAGAGUUCUGUCUAAUGGUGGAAAGCUUUGUACCUCUUUAAUGAUGUAUUAACUCCCACGUGCAAACACACGGGGCGAAACAAAUGAGGAAGUGCGGAUCAGAGACUGGACUGCAUUUUUGCAUUAUUGCAAGUACCAGAUUGUGUGGGGAAACCGAAGGUUUCAACCAAACCUAAAGCAAACCUGAUGUUCAUGGGUGCCGUGUUCAAUAAUGGGAAAUGAAGAAGCCAGGACAUAAGAAACAAAACUGCAUUUCUGGUUCACCCUGUAUUUAUUUCUAAUUAUGGCAAUGAAAUGACAGUAUGGUAAAAGCCAUAUGUGACCUUAGAUCUAUAGGAAACCUAGAUCCAAGAUCCAAAUUCACACAUCCAGCACUACAAAGCUUCAACUGAAGGCAUCUUCAAAAAUAAAAUAUCUGGUACUAAUAUUACAAAUUAUGUGAAAGCGGAACACAUUGCGCAAGCUUUCUUGUAUCAAUGGCAGGAUGUGAGGAACAAACAGGAAGCAGUCAAAACCAAUUAAGGGAAACCUCUGAUCUGGAAAUGUCUGCAGGUGAAAUGCACAUUUUGCAUCCAGUUAUUUGACUGAUCCAAAGCCCACUUAUUAAGUCAAUGACAAUAAGCUUUUUGCUAAUGCAGGAAGGUAGCCUGCAUCAGAGAAUGGGAAAGAUAUAUAUCAAAGCAGCUUUUGGUCAUGGGUUCAGAGAAGUUUGAAACAGAAAUUUAUGUAGUUUUUAUUUAAUAAAUUUAUUGGCUGCUGCACAAAAUACAAUAUUUUCCAAUAGUGGAUUACAGUUUUAAAACAAUUUAAAAUAUAAAAUAGCAUAAUAGCAUUACAAGCCACCCCAAUCUCUGCCCUGGUGUGCACGAGAUUGCAAGGUUCUUGACCACAAACCUAGGAACAAUGGAGGCUGGUGCGCAGCAGCAGCAGCACCCCAUACUGUGCCACCUUAUCCUUACAGUAGCAGCUCCAUAGUUUUUGCUCUGCAGCCUAUCUUGGUCUCCAGCGUAUAUAAAAAUGUGGUUCCUUCGCCACUUCCUGGUACCCUGGUGGGAGGGGGAUAUUGCUUGGUUGUUUUCAUUUUAACUAUUUAUUUGUGUAUUUACCUUGUAUUUUUAUCUUGUGAGCUGCCCUGAGAUCUUACGAUGAAGGGUGGUAUAUAAAUCUAAUACCAUCUCUCCUAAUCCUGCUCUUCCUCAAAAAAAUUAGUCCCCUUUAUUCCUUUGCAUUCUAAUACCCAUUUCUUUUGAUGCUUUGAAGUACUAAUGAUUAAUCCCUCCAGGCUCACCUAACAACCACUUGUUGAUUGACUAAGAUUAAAGGCUGGUACACACUUAGGACAUUUACCUAGGUUAAUUACUUCUUCGUAUGCUAAUUGCUGAUGCUCAGAAGUAGGUCCACACACAUAUUCCCGUACACAUGGAUCUUGAGUACAUUCUUCAGACUCUGAAUCACAGUCUGUACAUACAAACGCUAAUUAAACGCCUCAAACUCAUUACAUUACUCCCUUCUAAUGCACUUUGAGACUGUCUUAUAACAUAUCCCAGUUGUAACAUACAUUUCUAAUUAAAUCCAAAAAUUUGCUAAACCUAAACAUUUAGCACCAUAGAUCUAUUGCAAUACAUUCAUAAUCAUAUCAAUGAAAUAUUAAAAACUCUUCUAUAUGAUUUUCCUUCCAGUAUAUCACACAGCCAUACUAGCACACUGCUAAAAGCAGAGGCUAUUGAACCCCCUGACAAAAAAGCAAUGCUAAAACAGCAGGGCCAUAGAUGAGUGGGAGAGCAUCUGCUUUUCAUGCAAAAGGUCCAAUAUUCAAUCUGUAGUAUCUCUAGGUAGGGCUGGGGGAAGAGCCAUGCCAGAAACUAUGGAGAGCCUCAGCCAGUCACUGUAGACAAUACUGAUUUGCAGGAGUAGCUCAUUCUGUUUUGAUGCCUGAGGGGAAACAGGAAGAUGCUGCCCUGCAAGUCUCACUGGAGUCACACGGCUGCAGCUUCUGGGUUCUGGCGAGAUCUCGCAAGAGGUCCGCAAGAUCUCGCCAGAACCCGGAAGCCACCGCCACUUGUCUUUGCUUUUCUGGUGGCAGUGGUAGCAGUAGGGGAGCAGGUGGGGCGCCCUGCUGCUAUGAGAGAAGUGAGGAGAAGCUGUAGCAACAGCAAAAUAUUGCAUGAACUAUGCAAGAUCUUGCGAUAGUUCCACAAGAUCUUGCUGGAAUCUGCCACUGCCACUUCUCCUCGCUUCUCUUGGGGGCAGGGCAGGAGCAGGUGGGGUGCAGCCCCUUAGGAUUCCACUGUCUGAGGCAGCUGUCUCAGUCGGCCUCAUGGGUGGGCCGGCCAUGCUGAACUAGAUCAAUAGUCUGAAAUUGAUAUAAAAGCAAUGCUAUCUGGAAAAAGAAGAGUUAAAGUUACAGAGUUGAUUUCUAGGGAGGAGAGAGACAUACCACAAGAAACAAAUGUCUUGUGCUAUCUAUACAGGCCAUAACUAACCCAGCUGCCUUUGGAAGAGCUCCACAAUAGGCCAUUUAUAAUGGGGAAAAUUGUGCAGUUGUUCCACUAUCUUAAAAAAACAACAAAAGUUGGAAUGUCUGUGGUCUGGGGUGGGUGGGGAGGAAGCUAAACAUGUGGGGAUGUUUUGCUCACAUCACACAGAUGUCCCCCGAAAGUAAGUGAACAAAGUGUGAGUAUUCCACUGUAGACACCCAGCAGAAACAGCCUUCAUAACCUAUGUUAGGUUGAAAAGCAAUUUCAGAAUGAAGCUCUCCCCUCUUGGGUUUCAGUUGUUAUUUUAAGGUAUUCAGCAGUGCUUUCUAGGAUGUUAGAAUUUUUGGGCUGGAUUGGUGCAAAGGGUUCCAAUUAAAGAUGAUUUAGAAGCUAUAUGUAAUCAUUAGAAAUAUUAUUGUUUUUGUCCAUAGGAUGACUUCUUAACUCAAACUGCCGUAUUAUACCACAAUGAUUUGUUCUUUGUAAAUAAUUAGCUAUCUCGACAUUUUAGGUACUUUUCUAUGGAUGCUAUUGGGCAUCAGAUAAGAAACUGCUAGAUAAACCCUGACUCUAACUCUAGGAUCUGAACAAAAUAGGUCUUGGCUGCACCACUAUGAGUGUAGUUUUUUUUAAAGCAACAACAGGGGAUUUUAAAGAUUUAAAUGAUUUGGGGAACUUGACCAUUCUAACUUGUGACAGCUUGCAUUUCCAAAAAUAAAUGGGCAUUUCUGGAAAUGCAAGCCAUCAAAACACAAAAAGUUCCCCAAAUCAUUUACAUUAAACAAAAAUCCAGUUUUACACAUGGGGUGUCUUGUGUGCCUUUGCAACGGCCAUUGGCUAAAACCAAUACAACUUUGACUUUGGUGCUGUUUGCCCCCCACCGCGGGCUGUGAGCCUCCAGACUCCCUAAAGUACACGCUCGAACUCUGCCACCACUUGUCCUAUAUCAGGUUGGAUUUAGCUGGGCUUGCACAAAGAGCACAUGAGAAGUUGUCGCAUUAAACUUUGGUCUGUGAAGAGCUCCACCUGUGGAAUCAAAGGCACAGUUCAAAAGUUACCUCUAAUUUCUCCAGGCUUCGCUUACUCUGUUUCAUGAUAGAAACAAAAUCUAAAGAAAGCUGCAGAUUUUAGCUAGGAAUUGAGGGGGCCACUUAACCAUAUGAUCUUUAGCUGUUAAUUUAAAGCUGGACUCUGCGUCUAUUACCCUCUCCUUAUUUCAGCUUGACCCAUUCCUCACUUCCUCCUGAUUCCCUAGUGGAAUUUAUGGUUUAACCACAAAACUUUAAAUGACCUAGUGUUUCAGAUAGUACUGCUUCCUUUCUUACUCUUAGCCAGAAAAGAUAAUAGUGAUUUUCUUUGAAGGCCAGCAAUUCACUCAGCCAGACUUUUCCUUAAUUAUGGUAUAUGAUGCGCAUUCCCACUCUCAAAUACAAUGUUUCUUCACAGCCUUGCACCUUAUGCAGUCACCUCCUCAUGCGAAAACAGUGGCUGUAAACAAACUAGCCAUGCAUGUUGGCAGCAGUGUUUUGGUACAGUCAGAAGGGGGACAGUUCUACAACAACCUCCUCCCUCCUCAAAUACUACAGUGUGACUUCCCAUUUCUAGUCAGCUGUCAGCUGUGUAAACACAGAUAGUGCUCUUGGGUUUUCUCCCCUGAAGCAGCAAUAAGAAAUUAAAAACCUGACCUGUACUAUUGUGCCCCUAGUGGAGAGGAGGAUUCAAUGCAUAAGGGGGGAACCUAGUAGACAAACCAUCAUUCUGAAUGACUGUUUACAGCCUACAACUCCCAUGAUCCUUAGCUAGCAGGACCAGUGGUCAGGGAUGAUGGGAAUUGUGGUCUUAAAACAUCUGGAGGGCCGAGUUUGAGGAAGCCUGGUCUACAGGAUUUUAGUAUAGGAGAUAGUAUAUGAUAGUAUAUGCCGAAGGUCCCAGAUCCUAUCUGCAGCAUCUCCAGGAAGGUCAGGGAGAGGCCCCAAUCUGAAAUCAUGGAAAUCUGCCCCCAGUCAGUGUAGCCAAUACUGAGCUAUGUGGACCAGCCAUCUGACUCAGUAUAAAGCAGCUUUCUGUGUUCCUUCCUAAAUGUUUGAAAACUGGAUGAGAAAAUAUGUAGAAAGAUUAUGGGGGAAGACUUAAGUCAUUAACUUUAUGGUGUCUUUAAAUUCUUAUGGAUUUUUGAAUGUUCAAAUAUUUAGAAUUUUCAAGGCACUGAUAUUUCCCAGCUACAGUUGUAGAAUAAGCAUUUAAUCUUUACCAGCUGCAGUUUGGCAUCUACUGUGUCCAUAAAAACCAGUGUAAACUACGUUAAUCAUAGACAAUAAAGGGAAAUUGCCAUAGAUUAUGAAAUAUUUCUGAAGUUGACCUCAGUGUUGAACUAGCGUGACUCUUACAGUGACACAAUAUUACCAUCAAAAUCCUUUAUUAUCUUUCUCUUUCUCUUUCCCUUUCCUGUUAGAUAAGUGUCAUUAUAACUUCAUUUUUAUGUUGGGUACUGUAAAGCGGUGGUUCCCAACUGUUUUUUAUAUGGUGAUUGACGGCGCUUUUUUUCACUCGGAGUGCGCUGGAGCGUAGUUCCGAACAACAACUUCUGGCCCUGAGUCUUGGUACGAACCAAUUCCCAAAACAAUAACACUUCUCCUCUUCCUUCCCCCUCUCUCACACACCCAACCCUGACAUGGCCAUGCCAUUGCUCCUCCCCAUGGGCUAUGCUGAGGCUGCUCUAGCAGGAGGCAACAGGGAAACCAUGGUGCUGGAGGGAGCAAGCAGGGAGAGGGAGGGAGGGGGAGGGGGAGGGGAAGCCAGGCCACGGUGUAAGGUGUUCACAGCAAGGAGCAGGGCUUUUUGUCAGCUGGAACUCUCUGCAACUCGGUUCCGGAACCCCCCCCCUUCUCUUUCUUUUUAACAUUUUUUUAAAAUUCAUUUUUACUUCUAACAUUUAUCGUCAUAAAUUCCGGUACCUCUCAGGUGGGUGCCAUUGCCAUUAUAAGUGAACAAAGGAGACAUUCAUGGUGAAUUCCAGCACCUCUCUUUCUAUCAAAAUAGCACUGGUGAGGAGGAAGAGGUGGUGACUGGUUGGGGGGCCUCCCUGUCACCCUGGCCCAGGCACCUUGGGACCGCGGGAGCAGCAUGGCCGCCAGUCUGUGGAUGGGAGGUGAGAGAAAUGGAAGGGCGAGCAGGCUGCAGAGGGAAAUUCCAUGGCUGGGUUGGAAGUUUGGUGGAUAGCAGUAGAGGGAGGGAGGGACCGAUGGCGCACACUCUCAUCUUUGCAGCAGGGCAUGCUUUCCUCUCUUUCCCCCACCCUCCGUUAAGUUUCCUCAGUCUACCUUCAACUGGAUGUUCUUUGUGGGCAGAAGCUUGUUUGCAGUGGCCAUUUCUCCCGUGGUUCACAGCCUCUGUCACCAAAUGUGUGACCAAGUUUGGUUUUGCAACUCGUUUUUCUGUGUCUGCUGCAGCAGGUGAACCAAGUGGCUAUUCUGGAAAUCAUUACAGCGGUACCUCAGCUUAAGUACUUAAUUCAUUCCGGAGGUCCGUUCUUAACCUGAAACUGUUCUUAACCUGAAGCACCACUUUAGCUAAUGGGGCCGCCUGCUGCUGCCGUGCCGCUGGAGCACGAUUUCUGUUCUCAUCCUGAAGCAAAGUCCUUAACCUGAAGCACUAUUUCUGGGUUAGCGGAGACUGUAACCUGAAGUGUAUGUAACCUGAAGCGUAUGUAACCUGAGGUACCACUAUAUUUUAUCAUCAUUGCCACCUGCUUGGAGAAAAUAAAAACAACAAGCACAGCAACAGCCUGCCAGGGUGUACAGGAGGAUGAGGAGCAAGGGGAGAUUGUAGUAGAGGUGAGGGGGAAAGUUCCAGCCCCGUUUUUUUCUAGAAAAAAGUGACGGUGAUUGACAAGUCCAAAUUUCCUUGGUAUGGUGAUGCAUCAUUCUAUUGUCCUAUGAAUUUUGGAUCUUAGGACUUCAGCAGCUAUUGGUUUUUGCAUUUUAACUGCAAGUUUGCCUAUCUAUAACCAUUUAUAAGGACCGCGGGUGGCGCUGUGGGUUAAUCCACAGUGCCUAGGACUUGCUGAUCGAAAGGUCGGCGGUUCGAAUCCCCGCGCGACGGGGUGAGCUCCCGUCGUUCGGUCCCAGCUCCUGGCCACCUAGCAGUUCGAAAGCACCCCAAAGUGCAAGCGGGAAGGUAAACGGCGUUUCCGUGUGCUGCGCUGGUGCUGGCUCGCCAGCUGCGGCUUAGUCACGCUGGCCACGUGACCCGGAAGCUGUCUUCGGACAAGCGCCGGCUCCCGGCCUCUUGAGCGAGAUGAGCGCGUAACCCCAGAGUCGGUCACGACUGGACCUGUUGGUCAGGGGUACCUUUACCUUUAACCAUUUAUAACCAUUACUUGAAGUUUGUGACACUGGAAGUUUAUCUAUUUUAGGACACACAUUAUUUUUGUGAUUGUGAGUUGUCCUUUAAAAAAAUUAAAUACAAUAUUGUGUUUUAAUGUUGGAAAUGUUGGGACCUUAGAGCAAAGAGUGGGAUGAUGAUGAUGAUGAUAAUGGGGUGUAAUUUCCAGGGCAUCAAGCCAGUUAUAUGCCUGGGAUGAGGCAGCAACCACUAACACCACUCCAUCUCUACAAGAGCAGCAUAGCUCAUUUCCUAGUGAAUUCUGUUAGGCACCCUGGGUAGUCUGAUGCCAAUGGGUCUAAGCCAAGGGAGAGGAACCCUUUUCAGUCUGAGGGCCAAAUUCCCUUCUAGACAAUGUUCUGGGGGCCACGUGCCAGUGGUGAGCAGGGCUAGAAGCAAAUUGGGCAAAGCAAUGGAUGCACAUGUUACCUUUGUGCAAAAGAUUCGUUGUACAUCUUUCUUUUUUCCAUCUAGGCAUGAGAAAGGCAUUUUUAGAGUUCAAGGUUACAUUCCAGCCGGGCAAAGGCACUUAAGGAGAGUACGAAGCAGAACCAAUGAGAGAUAUGGCCUGGGGAGUGCAGGAGUAGUAGUGGCCUCUUGAGAGUCCAAAGAGGCCGACAGAGAUGCUUCGAGGGCCACAUUUUGUCUCCAGGCCUGCGAUUCCUCACCCCUGAUCUAAGCACAUGGAAGGAAUAAGCAGAAUGCUCCAUCUGUGCAAAAUUAACCACCAAUACCUGCAAUUAUCUCAUCCCCUUCUGCAACAACUGCCCAUUCAAGAGCGAAGGAGCAGCCCUCUAUUGCUGCUGAAAGGAUCAUUGAGGACAGAGGCAUUAACAGCCAUUAAAUGUUCAUGGCUUGUAGAUGAUCAUAAUGAUCUACAUGUGAUUUGCAUGCUUUCUCUUACACAGAAGUACUAUUGAUGUAGGGAAAACAUCAUAUUAGAAAUGGUUGAAGUUCCACAGUUCUUGUGGUGUGAUGUGCGUUCUCAGUGCCCCAGUUUUUCUCUCCCACUUGCAUAGCCUCCCUUCCUGCAGUUGGCAACCAUGCUGUGUUUUGUUAUUCCAUCAGAGCUUGUGAUGGUGAUGGUUUGUUAUAUUUAUAUCCCACCUUUUCCUCCAAGGACCUUGAGAUAAAGCUCAUCCACACUUCCCUUUGUCUCAUGAUUUCUUCUGCUUCUCCAAUAAUUUCUAGGCAUGGGUUGAAGAGGUUUUUCUUUUGUCCCACUGCUUUCCCCUGGAAAACCCAGUGUUUACUGCUGAAUCAGAACAAACAUCAAUCUGCAGAUGGGUGGGCAUGAGGAACGGGGGCUUUUUUGUGGUGGUGCCAAGGCAAUGAAACACUCUGCAUAACAAAGGAAACUUGGUUGACUGUACUGUUGCUCACCAAAGAUCCAUAUUUUCCAGCAGCCAUUGUCCUGUGUGGGUUUUUACUAGAGAUUUCUCAUUGUUAUUGUUUUCCCCAAUAGCAUUUGACUUGUUGAUUUUAAUACAUUGGUUUCUUUUGAUGUAUGAUAGUAAUAUCUUGUUUCUCUAUGGCUGUAUUUUCAUGUCAUGGUAAACUAUGAUUAAUGGCUUAUGAAACGGCAGAUAAUUACCUGCUUGUGGACAACUCCUUGCAGAUUAUUCCCGCUCUCAAGUGGGAGCAACAAACCAUGAUCCUUGCUUAAUGUUCUGUUUGCACUGGGGCUCAUGAUUUGUUUCACCCCCAACAAACCACAAUCUGAAGCCAAUCUUUGUUCUUGGCUUAUCAAACAUGUUCUGUUUUGGCAAAACAAACUAUGAUCCCCAGUUUGGAUGCAAUGCUAAAUCAAGGAUUGUUGCUCCAGCUCACUGGUGGGAAACCAUGAAGCAGGAAUUAUCCAUGUGUUCACAGUAAACCAUCGCUUACCGCAAGAAGUUUAUAUAUGUUUGCCACCUGGGAUAUAAAAUAUUGUGAGUAAAGUAUCAGAAAAGAUGCAGCUCAGUUGAAGGAUCACAGGCUCUGCAUGCAAAAUUCCCAGGUUCAACUCCUGGUACCUUCAGAUAGGGCCCUUGUCUGGAAUUAUGGAAAACCAAUGCGGGUCACUGUAGCUAAUACAAAGUAGUGCAAACAUGUUGGUAUGAGGCAGCUUCCUAUGAUGCUAAAUAAGCAAUAUGCUACUCAUGUAGAAGUAUUGCCUUUUCACAAAAAUGUCCCCAUCAAGUAAAAGACAAGUACGGAUGGAGGUGUCAACCUGAGAAAAUGCCUCCACUUUUAAAAAGUGGAUGCAAUCCCCAGAGAUGUUCACCUGGUGCCUACCUUGGUGUCAUUUCAGCACCUGACCACAACCAUUUCCCCAGGCUUUGGACUAUACUAUUUUUAGUGGAGGAAGCUAGUGAAUUAGUUUUGCUGUGCUUUCAGAUAAGGCCUGCUGUUUUAUCUGCUGUUGCUGCACUUGACAUUUUGCUGGUGUGUUUUAUGUUCAUUUCACCCUGGAAACACUGUGUGUUGGAAGGUGUGGGGUUGUAAAUUCAGGAAAUGCAAUGACUGAAAAGGACUGAAGUGGCAAAGGACGCUGCAUCUCUCCUUGAGAGAACCCAUGCUUUCCUUGCAAGUAGUCUUGGUAUUUCCAAUUAAAAUAAGCUCAGGAAGCAAGGCUGGGGGAAAGACAUCUGCUUUUGACUCUGAAAAGAUCAAUACUAGGCUAGGUGGACCAAUGGUUUGACUCUGUCGGCUUGUUCAAAUGUUGCACUGAACACAACUGCAAGCUGUCUAUACACACGGAUGAGUGUUUGUGUGAAAGGAGGUACACAUGUUGAUUUGUACAGCUCAACUAAUUUGUACACAGGUACACAUAUUGUACACAACUUGAAUUAUAAUAUGUAAGCAUCCCUAGGAACACAGGAAGCUGCCUUAUAUUGAGUCAGACCAUAGGUUCAGUUUAGCUCUGUAUCGCCUACGCUGCCCUUCCAGGGUUUCAGACAGAUCUUUCCGAGACUUACCUGGAGCUGCUGGAGAGUGAGCCCAGGACCCUCUGCAUGCACCGCAGGUGCUUUUCCAAUGAGCAGCAGCUCCAAGCUUCAAACACACUGCUGUUGAGCCUCUUGGCCUGCUACUAUUUUCACCACCUGCUCUGGGGCAAAACUAAAUCCCUGCUUCCUACUGCAGGUGGUGGAAGAGUGUUUUUUAAAGAGAUAGUUUAGCAGAGCUGCAUUCUUGGCUAUGACUUUCAGCUUGGCACCUGGGGACUCUAAUUGCAAAUUCCCAAACCAAAUUUGGGUGUAUUGGAAAUAGCCCCAAAGUAUAAUCAUAUGGACUGGAAAGGGCUUCAUAAGCUACAUGUGACUUUUUUUUUCUUAGUCAACAAGGAGCGUGACAGAGUCUCAGUAACUGUGUCAACAGCCAUACGUGAUAGAAGCCAUCUGCACACAAGGGGUCUGUAACAGCCGGUGGCAUUUAGGAUGUGUGCCGAAAACUGGCAUGGUCUGUGCCUUGAGCCUCUUGGUACAUUGUGUGCACAACGGCAUCGCAGCGCAAGUGACCUCACAGGGCUCAGCUGAGCCCAGAAGCUAAGGAGACAUGUAGUCAUGGCUAUGAUGACAGGAGGGCCAUUCAGCAUCUUAAGAGACAAUAAAGGAUCCGUGUGCCCACUUUUUCCACCACCACCACCACCCCUUCUCCUCUCCUCCUCCCCCUGCCCUCAAAAGCUGAAGCCCAGGCCAGAGUCCCACAUCAUGCAGAUGAAUAGCAGGUCUGUUCCAGCAGCUGUGCUUUCCCUCCCACCCAGCAAAGGCACUGGGAGACUCCAGAAAGCUGCAGAGACUUGGUCUCUUGUCCGGGCUGAGAGGAUUGAAAAGAAAACCUGGGAAGAAAAAAAGAAAAAAAAGAGAUGGGAUCGGAAGGAGAAAUGAUCAACCUUCAUGUGAGUCCAUUUUGGGCAUAUCAAGGAGGGGUUGGGGGCUGGUGAGUGAGGCCUAAUGCUUGUCAGUCACUUCCUUGUCUCUUUUUUAUUUCACCCUCUGCCUUUCUUUGAAGUCUCUUUCUGGAUAUAUCUCCUCUCACCUCCUUCUUGCUCUCUGUCACUUUCUGGGCUGUUCACAGGAGCCAGAUCCCAACAGGGCCCAUCAAAGGACUGAUAAGCUUUUCGGAUAAGGAGGAGAGUCCCAGACAAGGAGAGCUGCCUAGAAAGAGCUUUUCUUGAGAGGCAAGCGUGCCUGUUUGACAAGCUGGGAAAAGUUAUUCCAUCUCUCUCUGUCCUUCCUCACAGAGCCCUUCUGUACUUCAUUAGAAAACGUUCCCAACCCGAGGCAUGAGGGGAAAAAGAAAUAAACACUGCAACACCAAAGCGAGACAGCCCUGGACCCAAAUUCCUACCUGGGGUUCCUAGAGAAACAAAACCUCUUGAUCCAGCCCUCUCAGGCUCCUCUUUUUCUGCUCCUCAGAGUUUGUUUGCUUGAGGAGAGGCGCUUCCUAGAACUCGGGUGUCUCUUGAAAGGGCUGCUUAUUGCAGAUGGAUUGCAUUUUAUUUAAAAAAAAACUGCCAAAGCAAAGGAGAGAGUUGAGUUUUAAGAGUUUUUAAAGUUUAAAGUUGACCACACAGCAAGACUUAACAGAUGUUGAGGUAUUUUAUAUCUUGUUUAUUUAUUUGCCAUAGUUAUAACCCACUCUUCCUUGUUAAUGCAAUCCCAGAACGAGAAAGGACACUAAGGCAGCACAAGGAAAUAAUAUUUUGUUUUAAUGCAACUUAAUGUAAAAAGAGACAGGGAUAAAUAAUCUGACCAAACCCAAAGAGUACUCAUUAAUAGUUCCUCAUCAUCCUGGAAAAACGUGGGCAGUUUUUCACAGCCCGUUGUUCCAAAUCUUUGUAAACAACUUGGAUGAAGGGAUUGAGGGGGUGCACAUCAAAUUUGAAGAUGAUUCCAAACUGGGAGGGGUAGCUAAGGCUGCAGAAGACAGAAUCAGAUUUCAACAUGACAUUCACGAGCUGGGCCCAAGUUAACAAAGAUAGAAAUCUAAAGUUCUGCACUUAAGCAGGAAGAACAAGAUGCACAAAUAUAGGAUGGGGGACACCUGUCUUACUAGCAGUACAUGUGAAAAGGAUCUAGUGGUCUUGGUGGACUGCAAGUUGAACAUGAGUCAACUAUGUGACGCAGCAGCAAAAAUAGCUAAUGCUCUUCUAGGUUGUAUCAAUGGAAGUCUAGUGUCCAGUUCAAGAGAAGUAAUAGUACCACUCUAUUCUGCCUUGGUUCGACCACACCUGGAAUACUGUGUCCAAUUCUGGGCACCACAAUUUAAGAAGGAUGUUGACAAGCUAGAACGUGUUCAGAGGAGGGUAACUAAGAUGACAAAGGGUCUGGAAACCAAGCCUUAUGAGGAAUGGUUGAAGGAGCUAGAGCCAGCAAAUCAUUGAAGCCCCUAUCAGAACAUCUAAAUCAGAGAUUGCCAACAUGGUGCCCUCUGGAUGUUUUGGACUACAACUCCCAUUAUCGCUCAGCGUUACCAAUUAUGAGGGACUAUUGUAGUUGUAGUCUACAUCUGGAGGGAACUGUGUUGGUUACCCCUGAUCUACUAAGGCAUUUUGUUGGUCACUGUGGGAAAUAGGAUGCUAGACUAGAUAAGCCUUUAAUUUAAUCCAGCAUGGUUUUUAUGUUCACCCCUCUUGCCUCCUUCGAAGCCCACCUUUUCUUGUGAAGUCCUUUAUUAAUUUCCCUGUCCUAGUCUUUCUAGCCAUGCAUACUGAUAACAUUGUUUCAGCAACCUCCUAUAAUUGGCAGUGCAUGAAAAUAUCUGACUUGCUAGCAUGCCAAAAGAUGGGAACUUUCAAAAUAUUUGUUGUGGAUUCCUAAAACUGUUUGUAUUAUAGCAUUCUAGUACCAGAAAUGAGGGGAGAUGUUGCACCAGGGAUGGUGACUCUUGGUUUCAGUUUCUCUCACGUCUGCAUUUUCCCAAUUCAGUUAUCCAUAUUUUAACAUAGUCUGCAAUUUUUAAAAAAGUAAUUAUGUAAAUUCAUCAAUAUUUCAAUGCAACUAUAUUCUAAUAUCCUUUUUUUAAUGAUGUUUUCAUUAAUAUGCACAUUUUAUUCUUGUGUGUCCAUUUUUGUCCACGUUACAUGGUUGGGGAAUUGCAUUGCCAAAUUUGGAGAAGUGUGACUUUAAAAGAUGGCUGUGUUCACGAAAAGCAUGAACUGAAUCAAAGGUGGUCGGGAAAACACCUGCACUGUGUGAUUUACUAUGGCAACUACAAAUACUUUUUAAAUAAGCCUUUAAAAUAAACUUGGGCAGCAGCCUAGGCAUUCUCCUGGUCGGCUCCCACAGAAUACCUGUCUCUGAAGAAGGACCCCUCUUUGAUUCCUUCUCAGAGACCAGAUGUGGAAGAGGUGGCAGAGAAGCAGCUGCCGCUGCCACUUUUGCAAUGACAAUAAAGCUGUUUGUUUUUCAAAGUAACGGUGGCAGGGACAGAGAAGAGGGAAUAAGGGGCACUGCCACUGCAAAGAGGACAAUUGUGGGGACACCUCAUCAACUGGAUCAUUCUGGGAAACCCCUGUAAUCUGGAGCUGGACCUUAAUAGAUCUGAGUUAAUUCACUUUGGCUUUAAGCAGAUCUGACUGUCUUCUGUUGGACAAUACCCCCUGGGUAUCACAUCCAUAAGUCGCAAAGGAUGGUUCCAAAAAUUGGUGCUCAGUACUUCUUGGGGCAUGAAAGAGAGCUCAGACCCAGAAACCUGCUGAAUACCCUCAUGUGAAGGAAUAUAAGAAGAGCCUGCUGGAUCAGACCAAUGGCCCCUCUAGUCCAGCAUCCUGUUCUCACAGUGGCUAAUCAGAUGCCUGCAGGAAACCCAACAGCAGGAUUUGAGCACAAGAGCACUCUCCCCUCCUGUGGUUUACAGCAACUGGUAUUUUGAAGCAUUGCUGCUUCCAAGGAAGCCUGAAUUGGAAUUGAGAGAAGCUGUGAGUCAGAAAAUGUUGUGAGGAAACAGAGCUGAGAAGUAGAAACUGGAGGAAGGCCCAGGCCAACCCCCAAUGUCUCAACCACCUCCUUCAACAACUUAAAAGCCAGCAUUUAGAGGCUUGCCACCUCUCCCUAAGGGAGAGAACGAAGAAAAGAGCCAUUGCUUAUUUCCCUGCAAAUAAACGCAGAAAAGUGACUCUUUCAGGCAAAGUGUAGCUAGCAAUCUUGCCCACGCAUGUUUGUCUGUGUAAUGCAGAGGUAGAGGCUCUUUUGGGGUGGCCAAGGGCUGCAUUACUGGGGUGGAAAGCUAUGGGGGGGGCUGCAUUCCAAGAGUGGGUUGGUCUGGACUAAAAGUGGGUGGGGCUCAGCAUAUGCACACACUUAACAAAGGCACACACACACUUAGCACACAGACACACUUGACACACACACUUAAUAAAGACUGUUUCCUGUCCUCUAUUUCUCCUCCGCCUUCUCACUCUUAUUCUCUCACUGAAUUGCAUCUCUGUGCACUGAGAAGCUCCUGCCUCUCAGUGUACAGAGAGGAAAUGCUGCAAACUGUUCUUACUGGAUCACCAACUCCCUGCUUUCUAUCACCGGGUUCUGAGAAAGGACUCCGCUUUUCCCAGUAUUUGGAAAGAAAUAAACAGUGAGCUGGCCAGACAGAGAACUUGCAUGGGUGUGGCUUAACAGGAGAGGCCUGGCAAGCUGGAUGGAGAAGUCUGGUAGUCCGGAUCUGGCCCACAGGCCAGUCAAGCCAGUCAUUCCCUCAGCCCUGAUGUAAUGUGGGGAAAAUAUAAAGACAGCUUUGUAAAAACAAAAACAAAUGAAUGAAUGAAUGAAUGAAAUGAUCUGCCUUUCCAUUUGUUCUGUUUAACCCAGGAGUGGGGAACACUUGACCCACAGUUGUAAUUAGGGCCAGCAUGGGCUCCAGUUUGGCCUGCAAGGCCAUUUACUCAAACCACACCCACCUUCCCUAUACCUAACAUCAAACAUGAUGGAACUCAUGUUUGAUGUCAUAUGGAACUCAGUAGUGCAGCCAACCCCUGCUGAAAGCAGAGCUUGAAGUAAGCACCUUUCAGCUCUCCCUUUAACCCAACUAAGGACAGAGAAACACCUUUGCUUUUUGCACUUAGAAGGGCCAGCAUCAGGAGCUGGUGUUAUCGGGCACCUGCCAAGGCCCACACCCCUUCAAGGGCUCCACUGCCAACCCCUAGAGUUUCUUGGCCCUGCUGCCACUUCUCCUUAUUGUAUGUUCACCAAUCCAUAGCAUAAUUUUUAUGUGAUUUCAUUUUUAAGCUAUUUGCAUGCUGUAAGUCACCUGCAGAAGAGUGAAAGUGCAGAAAGGCUUAAUAUAAAUUGUACUACUAGGUAAAGGUAAAAAGGUAAAGGACCCCUGGAUGGUUAAGUCCAGUCAAAGGCAACUAUGGGGUUGCGGCGCUCAUCUCGCUUCAGGCCAAAGGAGCCAGCAUUUGUCCACAGACAGCUUUCCGGGUCAUUUGGCCAGCAGGACUAAACUGCUUCUGGCACAACGGAACAUUGUGACGGAAACGAGAGCGCAUGGAAAUGCUGUUUACCUUCCCACCGCAGCGGUACCUAUUUAUCUACCUGCACUAGUGUGCUUUUGAACUGCUAGGUUGACAGAAGCUGGGACAGAGCAAUGGGUGCUUACCCCAUCGCGGGGAUUCAAACCGCCGACCUUCUGAUCCGCAAGCCGAAGAGGCUCAGUGGUGCAGAAAGGCUGAAUAUAAAUUGUACUACUACUACUACUACUACUACUUCUACUGCUACUACAAAUGACAUUUAUUGAUCAAGUUUACAAUGGAUGCCAGUUACUUGACAUAAAUGCAAUCACACCAAAACCUCUAGCGUCUGUCUGAAAUUUGAAAUGACAUUAAUUGGAAGCAUUUGUUCCUCUCCAUGGCCAAAACAGAAAUGAAACCAACCCUGGAUGUUUCUUCCUUUUAUUGUUCUGUUUUGGUUGUUGUUGUUUUAGCUUGUGUGAAACAAAUAGAGUGCUUUUGUUUGUGCAGUUAUUUAUUUAUUUAUUUAUUUAUUUAUUUAUUUAAGUAAGUUAAGUAAUGUGUUUGUAGUCCACUUUCCCUUUUUAAGCCAUGAUGCCUUUGGCAACAUUCUCAGUGCUGCCCUGCUGUUCAUCAUUUUGCUUUUAUCUUACUGUGUCCCUGAUGUGAAAAUUGAACUAAUCAGUUUCAGGAACUAGGAAGUGUACAUUUAUGAUUUAAGUACCCUAUUUUGACAUACUGGAAGUACCUUCUAGGAAAUAACAACUUGUGUAGUAAUUGGUGAUUGUAGAGUUAAAUAUUGCUUGGAGCUAAGACUCCACCUGUUAGUUUGAUCUUGUGGUUGCUUUCAUUUUCCUAUGUAGUUGUGUGUGAGCCUGUUCGUCAAUAAGCAGCGUCUUUUUCUGGUCACAAAGUGAGUAACGUUGCCUUCUAAUUGAAUAAAAGCUUAGCAACUAGUUUGUAGGAGCACAACAGCUGAAAGCUGUUUUCACAAACUGUUUAGAAACUAUUGUAUUAUUUGCAAGAAUCCAGAUGGGUAUGAUUGUAAUUUCUGGCUGGAAAUUUGUGCAUUCGUUUUUAGUUAUUUAUCAAAGGACACCCUUUGACUCAUCCUACAAUGCGAUGAUAGAUGUUCUGCCUUUGUGCAUCGGUCCAACAGAACAAGUGCCAUCAAACUUGCUCAUCUUUCCUUGGACCCCACUGCCCCACGUGGUGGUGACUCUUUGCCAGUGUUGUACACAUAUGAGCCAAGACACUGCAUAGAAUCAAGCCAUGAUAAUAGCUUCCUUUGCGUGUCAAGAGAUAGCAGGAUAUGCCGAUGAUGGACAGGGCUGGCUCUACUAUUAGGCAGAGGGAGGUUUCCGCUUCAGACAGAUGAUUAUGAAAAGGCAAAAAAAUUUUAGUUGGCCUUGGGUACUGUGUGCACCUUGAUUAGUAGAGGGGGUGGUUGUCAUUUGCUGCUCUGCCUUCAGCAGUAUGUCGUCUAGAGCUGACCCUGAGCAUGGAAGAAGAGUUUCUGUAGCAAGACACUUUGUUAACUUCCACUUAACUCUCUGAAGUACGGUUUCAGCUGAAACAGACACCACCACAUGUUCUCUGUGAAUGCACACACUUGUGCACUAUUUUGUAAUGCACAAGAGCCGAAUCUUAACUUGUAAUUAGCUUGUAAUUGGCAUUAUGAUUUAAAGUGGGAAUGGGGAACAUGGGGCCUACCAAAUGCUAUUGGUUUGGAGCUGUCAUCAUCUCUGGCUGCUGGCCAAGCUGGCUGGUACUGAUGGGAGUUGGAGUGACAUCAGGUGGGGAUUCAGCUUCAUCAAUUCUUGUUUCAAAGAAAAGGCAAGCUUGGAACUAGGUUCAGAAUUGGUACUAGGCUCAGAAUUCAGCAUCCUGCAAAUUUCUGCAUGUUUCUAGUCCCUAAAGGCUGUGAAAGUCAGCUUAAAAGUGAGUACAGGUGGUAACUAUUUUGCGCAUGUCCAGUUAAUACAUGACCGCUGAUGCACAGAUCAUUUUAGACCCGGAAGAGGGAAUUGUAACAGGGUGGGCUUGUGUGUGCUGUGUUGACACACACAGGGGCCAAGAACAGAAUCCCCGCACAAAAUAGUUGCCGCCUGUAUUUGGUUAAGGCUGCUUACUAAGAAGUAAAUCCCACAAAAUUCAAUGGGGCUUACUUCUGAGUAGGCUUUAUAUAGGAUUGCAGUGUCAACCUCAGAGGUCAGGAUGGCUUGUGGGAUUUUCCAAUAGCUGUGGCCCAGUCUUGAUUGUCUUGCAUAGUUUUUGCCAUUCCUCAUGGCUAACCAAUAGACUAUGUAAAAUAAUCAAAUUGCAGGCAGAUUAGCAUAAUUAGCAUAAUUUAUAGAAGUCAUAGAAUCCAGUUCUUCUUGCUGCUAAAUUUAGAUGCAGAAUAUGCACAUGGCCUGUUGUCACAUGGCUUUAUUCAGAAUGUAAAGGGCUGCAGAUACAUAGAAAGAGAGAGUAAAAGAUGAAAGCACUGAACAGAUACACACACACACACACACAUAUAUAUAUUGUUUCCUUCAUGGCACUGACAAGAAAGUGGGUUUGGUUUGGUAACCAAAGAAAGAGACUUCCAUUUUUCUGCUUCUGUGACUUUAAAAGUGGUUUCUGAGUGGUUACAAAAUCUUUACCUUGAAAGCACAUUUGUAGGCAUGUGCGGAAAUGGUCAACUAAUGCAUGCUUUCUAGUGCAACAGAGCCCUUUGCUCUCUUUUAGUGGUUUUCCUAGAAAUGUGACCAUCUGAGGUUGCUGACUGAUGAAGCCCUGCCCCUCUGCUGUUAGACUUAAGCAAGGCCUUUUAGGGUCAAAGAGCAUGUGGCCUGGGAGGCCCAUGAUCAGAUCUCCUGUUACCUUUUUAAAAGCAAUCUCGGGUGGAAGGAUUUGAACUGGGCCUCUAGCACUGGAGAAGUAGGGAAGGGGACUUUGGGACUGCUUAUCUAGCAGGAGAUUCCAAUCAGCUUGAAAUUUAAGUGUGUAGUUAGAAUGAAUAAAAGCACCCUGUUGUGCUAGUGCAAAAAAAAAUGGACUUUCUGUUUUUAGGAAAGUGUGACAGUGGGAAAGCACUGAAAAGUGUGAUUAAUGGAAGACACAUAAACACUCAGUUAUCAAAUUAGGGUGAAUGCUCAUUGCUGUUCUAAAGAAUCCAGACAUCUUCAUAAUAUUCCACUUCUUCCCAUAGGUACCACCCGUGCUUUUCCCCCCCUCUCUUCAGGGGAUACUCAAGGGUACGCAGUACUGGCACCUCUUUUUGUUGUUAAAAAGUAUGACACUUACUGUAAGAACUUCAUGGUGAGUAAAAAGGUAAAGGUAAAGGUACCCCUGCCCGUACGGGCCAGUCGUGUCCGACUCUAGGGUUGUGCGCCCAUCUCACUUAAGAGGCUGGGGGCCAGCGCUGUCCGGAGACACUUCCGGGUCACGUGGCCAGCGUGACAAAGCUGCUCUGGCGAGCUAGCACUAGCGCAGCACACGGAAACGCCGUUUACCUUCCCGCUAGAAAGCGGUACCUGCACUUAGGGGUGCUUUCGAACUGCUAGGUGGGCAGGAGCUGGGACCGAACGACGGGAGCUCACCCCGCCGCGGGGAUUCGAACCGCCGACAAUGCGAUCGGCAAGCCCUAGGCGCUGAGGUUUUACCCACAGCGCCACCUGUGUCCCUUACAUCACCUAUUUUUCUAGAAGAAAAAGCACUGCGUACCACUUCCAGAGGCGGUUUUAGGGUAGUGUGACUGGUGUGGUUGCACUGGGUGCCAAGCUGCUGGGGUUGCCACAACAAUGGUGUAGAAGGCAGCGUGUGAAGUGUGUGUGUGUGUGUGUGCUGAAUUUUAACAUCACUCUGAGUGCUACUGAAAUUUGAGAGCCCAAGAUCCGCCACUGCUACCUCCACUGCCAAUGCAAGUGCUCUACAGAAUGUAUUUUUGUAGUGGGUGUAGGUGCCUAUUGGGUCAUGGCUGUGUUAUCACUAACCACCACCAGAACGUUUCCACCUCCUGUGCCUUGCCUACGAUUUUAGAGGUUCAGUGUGUCCUAGGGCAACAUUCCAGUGCACGAUCCUUGUCUAGCCCUUAAAAAGACUUCCAUUUUUAUUUUUUAAAUUAAAUACUAUAUUUUUCAUCCAACUAUGUAAGCAUCCCUUUUCCAGAGUUAUAUCUGUCCUAAUUAUUUUGUAAAAGAAGUAUACUUAACAUAUAAGCACAUAUAACUUGGCAGCAAGGGUUGUUCUCUUAUCACCUCUGCACUGGAGGAUUGAAGGAUAUUCUGCAAAAGGUUCCGUGCAGUUGAGGGCACUUCCAACAGCUAAAGGUCAUCUGUAUAACCUGUAAGUACAGAAGGAAAGGGGAGAAAGAAGUGGAAGGGAACAUAUCCAGGUGGUAUCUGAAACUUGUCCAAACUCUGUAGCCAGGGCCAGAUAAUAUUGCCAAUAUAAUGGUGAUUUAAGAUGUGGAGCAAAAGUUAUGUCUGUUUUGCAACUCGCACAGUGCUGUGACUAUACUCUGAGCUAGAAAGUGUUCCACGAAUAGCCUAACAUUGUGAUGCUAGAGAGCUUGAGGCAUGAAAAUAUGCACAGAAGGGAUUUUUUUGUAAGUUGCCACUAACUUGAACUUUGUUCUAUAAUUGUGUGAUAUUUCUCCCCUAUCCUCUAAAUUGUCCUUUGCUCGUUCAUCAUAACUACCCUGGGGUGCAUUUUUCUGCAUAUUGGAGAAAGGGAACCUAUAGAUAUUCACUCUGCAUGGAGCAACUGGAGCAUAUAUAGAGUGAGAAAUAGAAAGGUAUCGUGUAUGAGCCAAGAGUAUGAGUUGAGAGAUACUUAAUCCAGAGCUUACCUGCGGGUAGAAUUAGACACGAAAGCAGAUGCGGAACUGCCAUGGUACCAUGUUGUUUCCUGCCCCUCUAUCUGCUCCAUAACAUCUAGUUUGCCACCAUCCAGAAUGUGCCACCACUGUGCUCUGCACUAGCCCUAGGAUGGCCACUUAGCCAUUGCCAGAUAUGAGGAAAUGCAUCAUUAGAAAUAGGACACAGAUUUGCAGAAAAGUUGCUUGUGCUAAUUUAUAUAGAUGGAAAUUUGUAAAUAGUCACUGUAAUUUACAUGGAACAGUGGUUCUCAAACUUUUUUCUCUGGGUCACACUUUCAGGAUAAAAUUUUGCUCUCGAGUCACUCCACACUAAACCUUUUAUUGAUAAGAAAUACACUGGAAAACAAAAAGAAACAACUCCUAGCAGUGUUUGAUUUAUAACAUAGAACACAACUGCUUUAUUAUAUGAUCAUGGGACAUCCAGAAAAUAUAAAACAAUGCAGCUACAUAAGAACAUGACUCAUUCCCAACUUACAAUUAUAAAUGAGCCUCUUACAUAGGUACCUUAAGUAUGUAUACAAACUCACUGAGAGGUGUCAGUUUGCUUUUGCCAGGUCUUUAUAUUGGGUCUAAUUCGAGACAAACUCUUAUCUCCUCAUCAACACAAAUGAAACGUUUACAUGAUUCUGAGACUGUCCUUGAAUCUUCCGUCACAACUCCUGCCACACCAGUGUGGCUCCCCACACCCAUUGAGAACCACUGAAAUAGAAACACAAUACUGUACAUCUCACUGUGGUGGAGACAGUGACCAGAUGAGCUGUGUGCCUGUCCAGUCUGCUGUGCAAGUGGACUACUUCCAUGCUCCUGAUUCCUUGCUGCCCUCCCUUCUUAUGGGUCUAUAUCUUUAAACCAGACUUGGAGCAGACAGCCUUUCAGAUACAGGACUACUUCAGAUAAAAGACUGUAAAGUAGCCACUCUACUGCCCUGCCCAGCCUCACCCUCUGUUCGCCAAGGGAGUGAGCCAGUGCCCAGUGCAAUGAGAGGCAAAUCUGUCAGUUACAUUUUCUCUCAGCUUAUUUUUCCAAUCUUAAAUUCAGUUCUCCAGAUUUGUGCAUCCCUUUGCACGUAAAAGCAAAUAAGUCCUCGCGUUAAUUCAUCAGCAAUUUAGUGUGCAUUUCUCCUGAUAGGGAAAUUUGCAUGCAAAAAUGUGCCUAAUAUAAUGCUUUUAAUUUUUUAAAAAAUUAAUAUGUACAUUCUCAUGCAGUUUUCCUUUUUACACACAUUUUGGUAGACAUUAUUUGGUUGUAGAACUGCAUUGCAAAAUUUGGAGAAGUGUGACUUUCAAAGGAUAACUGUGUUUCAGUUUCUGUAUUAUUUCAGGAAACAUGAAUUUGGUAGUUUUGACCAAACCAAAAUCUCUCUUCAGGCCCUAACUCUAACAUUCUGGUAUUUGCCUCUGGUUUAGUUAUCUGCUGCUGCUGCUUUUUUAAGCAGCCAGUGCUACUCUUGUUUGUUUGAUAUCUCCACUCUAAAGAUGAUGGUGUCACCAUCAACACCUGAUUAUUACUUACGUUAAUCAGGCUGAACUUUCCAUCAGUUGAGGCCAAUGAUGGGAGGGUGUGGGAAACUCUCUUAACUAUGCUUCAGAAUUGUAAAAGGCUUCAGCUUCGACAUUGUUAAGUUAGAGCCAAUUGCUUAUUAAGCUGUUCCAAGUGCUUGAUUAGAUAGAAUAAUGAACUUGGGCAAUUUAGUAUAUUAAGUCUUUGUUUGGAUGCUCUUGGUGGGCUACCAGCAGUGAAUACAGACAUUUUGAUUGAGCUAUAUUUUGCUAAUGGUACUGCUUCUGAGCAAUUAUCUGUCACUGCUCAACUGCAUCAUGCAGUCAUUGUCAACAUACUUCCACAUCAGCCAGUCAUUGGCUAGGGAAAUAAAUUGUGAAACACAUUGUUGGGAACUUGAAUGGCUAGUCUUCUGGUUGUAAAUCAACUGUAGCAUGCUUUGUGCAAGAAAUUGGACAUGCUGAAAUGUUUUUUUCUUUUAAAAAAGGUAGGUGUGUGCACAGACAUAGAGAAGGAAUGCAAGAAACUGCCUUUUACUGCAGCAGACCAUCCACAGUGGUACCUCUGGUUACAUACUUAAUUCAUUCCGGAGGUCCAUUCUUAACCUGAAACUGUUCUUAACCUGAAGCACCACUUUAGCUAAUGGGGCCUGCUGCUGCCGCGCCGCUGCUGCGCAAUUUCUGUUCUCAUCCUGAAGCAAAGUUCUUAACCCAAGGUACUAUUUCUGGUUAGCGGAGUCUGUAACCUGAAGCGUAUGUAACCCGAGGUACCACUGUAUCUCAGUAUUGUAUACACUGAUUGGCAGGAGCUUCCUUAGCCCUAUCUAGAGAUGCUGGGGAUUGAAUUUAGGACCUUUUGCCGACAAAGUGGUUGCUCUGUUACUGAGCAAAGUAAUGGAGUUGCAACAUGGAAUGCUGUUGACAACCUUUGUAGAAGGCUGUGGUGCCUAGAGCCAUAACCAAAAGAUAAAACCAUUUAAAACUCAACUAAACUUCUGAUACCAUGUUGAAAGUUUCAUAGAAAGACCGCCUAAGUAAGAUUUUGAAGUGCAAAGCCAGGAUGGUUUUUCAAAAGCCCGACAAAGAUUAGAAAUUAUGCUAUAAAUUUAUUUACCACCACCUGCAGGCAUGAUGGAAAGUAAUGAUUUGCUAACAUAUGCAGCAUUUUCCCUUAUAGCUGUGAAUAAUAAAUAUAAAUAGGUCUGCCCCUCUCAUGCAUACCAAACUGUAUUGUAGAAGCUAUAAUUUAAUGUGAAGUUUGGAAUAAGAAAUAAGGCCGUCAAUGUAAUUAUUACUCAUUGCUGCUCAGCUCUGAUGCAUUCUUUGGCUUCUCUUUGGUAUAGAGCCAUGGACAUGAUCCAGCAAGAGUGUUACAAUAUGCUAUCAGGACCGUCUAGGUCGGGCCUCAAAAUAUUGUUCAACUACAGCUCCCAUUGCUCCUCACUGUUGACAAUGUUGACUGCAACUGAUGGGAGAUGGAUUCCAACAACAUCUGGAGAACCAGAUUUCUCACUUCUAUUUUAGGCAGUGGUACAGCUAAGUAACUUCAGAUCAUGAAUUUAUGGCCCUCCUUUUUUGAUGGUCCUGUUUAAUACUUCAGUUGUGAAGCACACAGUUCACAUUUAUCUUCUCUUCCCCACUGGAGCCUCCAAAUCUGUGCUUUGCUGCCCCCAGUGGUGAGGUAUUUGAGGCCUGGAAAACUUUCCAGGGUGAUUACCGGUAUGUCCUCUCAGGUUUCAGAAGGACUCUACCUAUCCAGGCAGCCCAUCGGUUUCCCCUGACCAGGGCAAUGAAGACAGUAAUUCUGUUUAUUGCAUAGAUAAUGCAGUCUCUUUUCUGUAUGGUCCUUUGCACAGCUUGAGUUUGAGGCUGCUACUUUUUAAUCUGAAAUACUUUUUGUAUGUCAGAGUCUAAACAGAGUAAUGUUAUAUUUGCAGGAGAAAAUAAAGUUCUGUAUUGUUUGAUGGGGGGGGGACUGGGACCGGGACCACAGAAGUCCCUAGUGGCAUUCUGGUUUUCUUUGGGACUUUUCUUAUUCGUGAAAACGAAAUAAUUUUUUUUUUAAAGUAAAGAGGUCUCUUGUUUGGCCUUCCAGUACAGUUUCCAAAAUCCUGAGGCCAGAUUUCAGUUCUAACCCAUGCAUAAGCAACUGUCUCUCUGUACAAUGUGCAGGACAGAUCUCAAAAUGUCUGUUUCUUGGUGUCUUUGAAAUUUGAAUCAAGCACCUUUUGUACUGCCAGGGGCUGGUUGGUUUGAAAUUUGAGUAAAUUUGUUUGUUGAGUUGUCUUGAAAUUUGAAUAAAGCAGGUUGCUUACCAUCAGGAGUUAAAGCCACCCAUUAUGUAACUCCCACCGAAGCUAAUAGAUUUAUUCUAGGGAUUAAUUUAGCCUCCAGGGUGACAAUCAGGCUGAGGAAUCUUGUGACAACAGGCUCCAUCAUGACUGCAUUCUUGUGGGGCGGGAGGAACAACUUCUUCAUUAUCUAUGUCUCCAUAAGCAGCAGAAGAGCAAACCAAUUCUCAGCACAAGCUUGUGUGUUUUUCCUCAGAAGUAAGUCCCAUGGAGUUCCGUGGGACUUCCUAAAGGAAACAUUUGUGGCAGGCAUGGGGACUCCUGAGGACAGCCUUCCAGGGACCACAUUCUGUCAGUGGGUGGGGCUAGAGGGGAAAAUGGGCGGGGCAACAGAUGCAACACUUACUUUUUGUACAGCUAUAUUUCAACAACAGCAACAGCAACAAUUUAUUAUUUCUACCCUGCCCAUCUGGCUGGGUUUCCCCAGCCACUCUAGGCGGCUUCCAACAAAAUACUACAAUACAAUAGUCCUUCAGAUAUUAAAAGCUUCCCUGAACAGAGCUGCCUUCACAAAACAACACAAAAGCCAGAGGGUUCUCUGCACACACCCUUCUCUCUAUUCUGGCAAGCAAGGGGAUUUAAUCACAGUUCAGCAACACAUUCCUGCCAGGCAACACAAUGAGAGUGUGAAAUAAGGAAGGUGUGGGGAGAGAGGGUGAGGUGUGAGGAGGGAUUUGACCUGGGAAGAACCCUCAUAGAGAGAUGUGGAGGGCCACAUUUGAACCCUGAGCUUCCCUGCCACUGGUGUAUAGCAGAAACUAAUCUAAUAUUGGGCCAGCCUUGUGUUUCUUGGCCCAAGCAGGAUUUGAAUUCUGGUCUCCCAGGCCAACAGUUGAACCACUGCUCCACCACUCAGCUGGCAUUGAGAAGGAGAGCAUGAUACUGUGCAGCUGAAGAAGAGACAUCACUAUGUAACGGCUGUAAUGGGAGCUGGUGAUGCCUGGGUCCUUUGCAUUGAGUGGCACCAUUUUUCUGUUGAAAGCAUAUGAGUCAGCACAGCUGCAGAGAGACCAUGAAUGAAGGGGCAGCUCAGAAAAACAAGGUCAGCUGACACAGACAAAAUAAACACACACAUCGGGGGCAGCACACAAACACCCCCCUCUCCAGCCCGCCCUGGUUUGUUUAUCUUUUUAAUCUUUAUCUCUAAAAAAAACAAAAAAAACACACACCACCACUAUACAUCAUUAUCCUGUGCUGGUUCUUUUCUCAUUGGCUUUGGGGCCUCUCUGAGAGAAGGUACGAGCCACGAGGAUCCCUGGCCUAUUUAGCAAUAUUUUAAAAGGUUAGUCCAAAUAGCAAACAAGACAGCUUGAUCCACACGCAGCAAAAGUCGCAGAAGGGAUAAGAGAGGGAGCUGUGCCCUUCAGCUCCACGAAUAUGAAUAGGCACUAAAGCAUGCUUAACUUUCUGCUGAUUGCAUUAUGGGGAUGUUAUCCUCAGCACGUAACUAAAGUGGUGAAAAUAACGUCCACAUAGGUAGCUGCAAUCUGUAGAAGGUUAAGUGCACUUUGAGGCCCAUUUAAAUCAAUGAGAUUGAAGGCCACAAUUAAUUGUCCACAUACCAUCAGUUUCCUGCAUUACUCUCUCUCUGCCUCUGUUUUUAAUAAUAAUUUUAUUAUUUGUACCCCACCCUAAUUGCUGCGAAUCACAAGUGGAGAGAACAGCUCAUUUUAUCAAAGUUAAAGUGAGGAAGCAUUUGCCCAUGGCAGGAUUUCUCCACCAGCAUGAAAUUGCUGGCCGUGGGGUGGUACUGUUUGAGACUAGAAGGCCAGGCUUCAGGGGGAUUAAGCAUGCUCAUCCAAACAGAAACUACUUGGGAUUCCAAAUGAAAUGUUUUGAGGAUUUAGGCCUUUAAGAAAAAAAUUAAAUUUCUGAUUCCCUGCUCACUUAACGAACUAAUGGGGUUUAUACAGGUCUUCUCAAAUUAAUCUGUUUUGAGUGCUGGCAAAAGAACAGAUCCUCCACAGCCUGUUUUGUAUGGAAUAUGGUGGUUCAAGAGGAUAAAAAAAAAGGUUAACGUUUGUAAGAACCUGGAGAAAAAUGGUUCUGUUGGAAAUAUUUCCCCAGCAUGAUAAUAGAUUUCUUUUUUAAUGGCUUGGUUUGCACAUAAUGCUAAGCCAUGCUUUAUAUAAACCAAGGUUUAUAAACAAGCAGCAAACAAUGGUUUAGGAGUGUGGCUUUUUCAUGGUUAAGAAACCAUAGUCAAGACACUAGGCCAAGUUUGGAUGAUCACAUUAAACCUUGCUUUACUAAAUUAAAUCAUGGUUUAUAAACCAUGGCUUUGUCUUAUGUGUGAACCUGAUCAGUGAGUUGAAAGGAACUCUGGUCAUGCCAAAAAGAAGCAUUUGUCCCUUGCGCCUUUCUUUUUCUUAUAUGCCAGAACCAAGCCCUUUCAGAUCUUGUCUUAGUACAAAUUAAUUCCAUCCAACAUAUCCCUCCAAUGGCUAGUCAGAUCUCCAAGACUUAGUGGUCUUUUGGGCACUGCUUUCUCCUUGCCAGUAGCGAUUUUACUUGACAGAGUGGAUUUUUUGAAACUCUAGGAACUGGGCCAGCUUCGUGGUGAGCUCAGGUAUUUACGCUUUGGGUGGGGAGAGCUUUCAUUUGAAUGGGUCACUUUAAAGCUCUUCCUCCAGGCUCAUUUUCACAAUGUAUAAACAAGGAGUGUUCUGGCUCCGGUAGAAGCAGCUGACUUCACUGUUCUGGCCAGCUGCAGGGAAAGGUGUUGCUCCAGCAGCCAUCAAUGUAGAAAGGAUAUAGAGGGAGGGAAAGACACAUGAUGGUGUUGCUGUUGAGCCAGAGAGAAGCGGCGUGCUCAGUUUUGACCUGAGAGCAUUUUAUACAAGCAAAAGGCUUGUCAUUGUGACAGGCAGGGAUGUGAAAUGAAAGGGAGACUGGGGAGGAUCCAAGGCACUGUGCACUUUGCAGAAAUUCUGUAAACUGGGCUAUCUUCACUACAUUGAGUGCAAUUUCAUGUUUGUCUUUGCUUUUAAAAUUAUUAUUUUUAAAAAGCCAUGUGAGAGUGAGUGGGAAACAGGUUCAAGGCCAUGGCAUGCAAGGAGUGGGAGAUAAUCCCCUCCAUGCUUCCUUCCUGGAAAAUAAAUCCCUUUUCCCUGAAGCUGCUUAUUUUCUCCAGGUGGGAAGCUACUCUUGGCAGCAAGGUAGGCUCUGAACAGUAGACAUUUCAGAUCCGCAGUGAAAUACACUGGAAAGUAUUGCAAGAUCUUGUAAAGCUGGCAUUCAGGGCAUUAGGCGUGCGUGUCGUAGGGAUGGAGAUUAUUUUGUUAAUUUUGGAACAGUCACGAGCAGGCAAGUGGACACAAUGGUGUAGGAAAUGCCAAUUGUUAUGACAGCUCAUAGUUUGAAAGCAGCUGGAGUGAUCUGAGGCAAGGCCCUUGCAGAAUACAUUUUAAUAGUUUUAACCUUCCUGAGGAGUUCCUAUAAAAACAAGGCUGCAUGUUGCCAAGUUCAAGGGCAGAGGAAAAGAUCAGGAAAGAUCCUGCUAAAUAAACAGAUAUCCUCCUGACUGGCAGGGUACCUUAUCUCUGUAGGAAUCUAGAAUGGUGGAGGUUUAUUGUUGUUAUUAUUAAUAAAAGUCAUCUUGUUAAUAAUAAUAGUUUAAUGUAUUAAGGUAAACAAAGUUUCCCCCUUGCUUCUUGAUUAUAUAUAUAUCUGUAUAUAGAUAUUGUACUGAACAGUAAUGAUAUAAGGACACUCCCUAGACUGUGUGAUGGAAAGUUGAAUGUGUUCAUAAGCUUAUGCAUUUGGCGAUGAUGCAGAUUGCUGCCCACAAAAUCUCAUAAGCCUUGAUGGAUCAGACCAAAAGCUCACCUGGUCCAGCAUGCUGUUCUCCUAGUGAUUUAAGGCUGAUUUAAAGAAACAUGGGGCAAGGCUGAGAAAAGUGGGCCAAAAGCUAACUGUGACCAGGUCAGAGAGAGUGGGAUUGGCACUCACCUACCCAGCUAUAUGGUCAUGUCUCCAUAUAUAUUAUUCUCAUGUAGGAUGAUCAUGGUCCCUACUUUACAGAAUAUGACCCUCUAUUUUGAAAGACUAUCAGAGGACAGUGCAGUUUUGAAAAUGUCUUCUGUUUUAAGGACUGUCAAAUUGAAAUAUAAAGAACCCUAAGAAGGGAGAGUACAGUGAUACCUCGGGUUACAGACGCUUCAGGUUACAGACUCCGCUAACCCAGAAAUAGUACCUCGGGUUAAGAACUUUGCUUCAGGAUGAGAACAGAAAUUGCGUGGCGGCAGGAGGCACCAUUAGCUAAAGUGGUACCUCAGGUUAAGAACAGUUUCAGGUUAAGAAUAGACCUCCAGAACAAAUUAAGUUCUUAUCCCGAGGUACCACUGUAAUUGGGCCUUCAAGUUAUCAAUUAACAGUGAGAAACCUGGACAGCCGACAGAGAAAGCACUCAGGUUACUUGCUCACACUGUUAGAGUGAGAUGUACUUUUUUAUUUAUUUAAAUUAUACUAAUUCUUUCUAAAUAAACUACCUUCAUGCAAAUCAGUGUCCUCAUUUUUUUGGUGAGACAUCUCUUUUGACAAUGUUCAUCCCUUUUCUCAUCAUAUGGCUGGUAUCUCAUUAAUAAUCAUAUAUUACCCAUGAUCACAGAAUUAUAGUGUUGGAAGGGACCCCAAGGGUCAUCUAGUCCAAUUCCUUGAAAGACUCCUUGACAGAUGACCAUUCAUCCUCUAUUUAAAGAUCUCCAAUGAAGGAGAGUCCACCACCUUCUGAGGCAGACCAUUCCACUGUCAAGCAGCUUUUACCAUCAGAAAGUUCUUCUUGAUGUUUAGUCAGUUCUUUUUUGUAAUUUUCAUCCAUUGGUUCAGUUCCUACUUUCUGGAGCAGCAGAAAACAAGCUUGCGUCAUCUUCCCUGGGAUAGCCUUUCGGGUAUUUGAAAAUGGCUAUCAUAUCCACUGCUAUUUUUCUAGAAAAAGAGGUGCCGGAACUCACCAUGAACACCUCACUUGUUCUCUUAGAAUGACAAUGGCGUCCACCUGAGAGCUGCCGGAACUGAGUUCCAGCUGGGGGAAAAAGCCCUGAUCAUAUCACCUCUCAGUCUUUUCUCUUCUCUAGGCUAAACAAUUCCUCAUAAAGCUUCAUUUCCAGAGUCUUUUUCAUCUUGGUUGCCCUCCUCUGCACAUGUUCCAGCUUUUCAAUAUCCUACGUAAACUGUGGUGUCCAGAACUGGGUGCAGACCCCUGGUGUGUUCUGACCAAGGCAGAAUAGGGUGGUACUAUUACUUCCCUUGAUCUGGACACUAUACUUCCGUUGAUGCUUCUGAGUAGAAACCAGCCACAUGUUUUAGCAGGUCAAGGAAAUAACAGUGUGGCAACAAUACUGUUGAAAUGAACACACGACUACCAGUUGCAAAGAUUGCGACAGUUAUGACUGAGAGAUAAGCAAACGCCAGGGAUGAAGAAAUAGUCAUGCAUGGUGCCUGCGGUACUAGGGAUGAGGGAACCUGUCAAUCUUAGUUUCUUUCAGUUUCUCAUUUUUCCAGUCUUAUGCUCAAUUCUUCAUAAACGUUUUGUCAUUUUUUAAAUCUUUAUGAAAAUUCACCAGUAUUUUAAUGCAAAUUUCUCUGGGCAUUUUUGCCUAAUAGACACAUUUUUGCAAACCAAUUCCCCAUAAUAUAUUGCAGUAGGAAGCAUGCAGUUUUCACUAAUAUAUACCCUAGCAUAUAUUUUUUUGGUAAAUAUUACUUGCCUGGAAAUUGCAUUUCAAAAUUUGGAGAAGUGUGAAUUUCAAAGGAUGAUUGUGUUUCAUCUUCUGUAUUUAUUUUGGAAAGCGCAAAUUAGGUCAGUUCACCUUUAAAUGCAAACUGAAUUAAACCUCUCUUCCAUUUUUUUUGCUAAAACAAAGUUACUUUAUUGUCUGAAAAGAAAUGACAUAUACCCUAGGCUUAACAGGCCAGGAGUUUCUGUAUGUUGUUUCUUUGCCAAUUCUGUUUAAUUGCAUCUUUUUCCUCUCCUUGCUACCCUUCAGCUGUUGCUACUCCUUUCCUAGGAUAAUCCCUUCACAAUUCAGGAAUAGUCACCAUUUCACCAGAUAUAUACUCUGCCCCUUCUUUCUGUCCCUUUGUUUCGUUUAGAUAGUUUCUGGAAUUGGUCCAAAAAACUUGUGUUUUUAUGGCAUGCAUAUUAUCAUUAUGAUGGUGGUGCAUAUUGCAGUAGGAAGCAUUAAAAUCUAAAAUUGAAAUGUUGUAUUCUCACUAUUCAACUGAUCUCAUAUAAGAGGGGCUGCCUGGGGAUGGGGAAAUCUGGGUCAAAAGGAAAGCUGUGUGGGCACUGGUGUUGUUUGAAUUUCAGUUCCAUGGAACACAGAGUUGGCCUUAUUUUUCUAAGCAUUUCUGAGUACAAAAUGCAUCUUUGAAAUAAAGUGUUGCUUGAAUGAUAAGAGGCGAAGUAAACAAAGUCUCAUGCUUCAUUGUAUUCAUACUUUUGCAGUAUUCGUCCAUAUCUCUGACUUGACCAGUUCAUGCUUCCAGUGACCUGUCUGUCUGUUGAUUAAAGUUAUAUAAGAGAGAAUUAAGGUUAUGAGCUUUAGAACAUCCUGUUCAGGGCAGCAUGCAACAUUAGACUAUGUAUGUAUUAAAAUGAGACAGCAAUAAUGUUGGCAUUUCUCUUUCUUUGCUGUUAAAACAUUCAAAUCAUGUUAAAUCGGUCCUUGGUGAAGACUGUUAAGGAUGUUGUGGGAAAAACAAGGAGAAGCUGAAUGCAUUGUACAUGGCAGGAGGAAGCACUUUAGCAGGAUAGUCAACGAAUCUGUUAUGUACUAAGCUUGGAUCCUAGAACAAUAGGCAAGUAGGAUCCUAGAAUGCAACAACUGAUUGGCCUGCAGGAAAAGACCAAUCAGGCUCCAGGAGGGAAGCAGAAUCAGCCAAUCAGACGGGACUCCUUGUGUAAAUAAUGUAUAUAAAAGCCUGAGCUUUGGGGGGCAAUUCAAUCACUGUUUUACAAGCUGCAAUAAAGAGCAUGAAAUAUACUCUGAGUAUAUUUCAGAAUCCAUGUUUUUAGACAGCAUGAUCUUAACAGUUAAUUGAUUCACUCUGUUGCUUGCUUGCUUUCCCACUUCCUCGAGUGGUGACAAAUUCCUCGGGCAGCGCUACCCAGGCUUGGCCUCCUUUAGAUGAGAGAGCACUGAAGACUUGCACUGUUUUUGCAAUGCUUGCUUCAUUUACAAAUAUAGAAACAGAGCGUAAGUGGAUGCAAACAGUCAGCAGGCACUCUUAGAAGGCAGCAGAUCUGCCCUAUAAUCACAUCAGGUCCUCAGAGAGGCCUUCAGCCUUUAGCCAACUCACAUAGCCUUACCUCUUCCAAAUUACAAACACACACACACACACACACAGAGAGAGAGAGAGAGAGAGAGAGAGCUGCCCCACAGUGCUGAAAUCAAUGGGAAGCUGAGGCAGAGUUCUGUUGGUCAGACUCGGAAUAGAUAUGGAGCUUUGGUUCAAAGCCACUGCCUGGGUAGUAAGGCCCUGUGAGUGCAAUGGAACUUACUUGUCUCACAGUAAGAGUGCAUGGGAGUGCCCAUGCUCUCUGAUGCACAUAGAGUUCUUGUGUCUGUACGGAUCUCCAUUCACUUCCAUGGAAGGAGGUGAUCCAAAUUUGCAUGCAUAGAUCAGCUCCCUACAUGGAAAUGAUAGACUUAGCAACAGAAUUCUGUAUAUGCACCAGACCUGAUAUAUUAAAUUUUAAGCAUAUAUGCUGCUUUGCUAAAGAUAGGUCUCAGCAUGCAGCCUACUUCCCCCCCCCAAAAAACCCCCUCAUAACACUAUGUAUGUAUAUUUGUAUAAGAUGCAGGACAAGGAUGUGGAACCUCUCAGCUUCCAGAUGUUGCUGGACAUCCAUCAGUCUCAGCCAGCAUGGCCAAUCAAUAGACACUAUGGGUGUCAGUCCAACAACAUGUGGAGAACCCCAAGUUUUUCAUUUACAUCUAUAAUCCAUUUAAGUUGAAGGUGAAAGAGCUACUGCUACUGAAACUAGACUUCACUUUGAGGGUUGUUUGCUCCAGUUUCACAUGUGUAAAAAUCAUUGUCUUUCCGGAUAGAGAUAUUCCAAAUUACAACCUUAAGUAAAUUAGAUCUUCUUCUUAAACAGCUACAACUCAAAUCAUUUUAGUCUUUUUUUUUUAAAAAAAGGGGGGGGAGGGAAAGAAAUGCAACCAUUUUCCAUUGCCAAGGUGAUCACAUGCAAAAACUAACUUUUCCCCUCAUGAUUUUUUUCAGUGUUCGGAGAAAAAAAUGUUGCUGGAAUGUGAAUCAAAGAUCUGGGUACUUUCCAGCAGUCCACACUAUGAAGGAUUUUGGCAAUGGGAAUGGGCUGUUGGUUUCAGUGAAAAGUAACAGAUGCAAACUGCAGCUCCAUAUGGAUGAUGCCCUUAAGAGUUUCCAGUAACUCCUCCAGCACCACUGGCAAAGGGCAGUUAUUGGUCUGCAUCCUAGGACCAUGACAAAGUUUGGCUUUCACUGUAGUAGGAAUAAGUGCAUCAUGCAGUAGAUCCCCCCCCCCCGCUGAAUUGUUCAAUUAACUACUGGGGAAACUUGCAAUGGGGAAUUGAAAGUGGAGAUCGCUUGCAGAUGUCAUCUUGGAGGCAAUAUUUGACUGUGCACAUUGUUUUUCAAAACUUCCUUCCAAGAAGCAGCAGUCUUCGGUUUCCACUCCGCAAUGAUGGAGAGUACACUGCCUUGCUCAUGUAAAAUAAUAAUGAUACGAAUAUGAAGUGAGAGACGAUUUCCUCUUGACCUACUUCCUAAGCAGCGCUCAGUCAGUGCUCUUUGGUUUUGGGAAGGUAAAACAAAACCAGAAAAGAAAAAGCACCACCCACCCACAUUUCCCAGGCUCCAUGUGUUGCUUGGUGCCAACCACACAACCAGUUACUUACUCCUGAUAGGCAGUUUCCUUAACAAUUUCCUUUCAUCUUCUGGCAACACCCAGAGUGACUCGCCAGACUGGUUGUUUGACUUUCAGGUCCAAACUAGAUGUAGUGACAGCGGGUCCAUUUGCUUAAACCCAACUCUGCUUUGUUCAUGCUUUAAAUCAGUGGUGGCCAAACUUGGCCGUGAACUUUAAAUGUGCUUUAAGUGUAUGAUGCAGAUGUGAUAAGAGAGAAACUGAUACUGCAGAGAGGUAAGCCACAGGUGGGAGAAGGUUCAGCACCCCUCCCCUAUUGUUCCUUUCACUGUCCAAAUUGGACUCUCCUCCCCUUUGCUAAGUGAUUCAGGCAGAUCCAGAAUUGAUCCUCAGACAUAAGCACAUCCCUCCUGUAGAAGUAAACCAUGCCUUAAUUUCAUACAUUUGCACAUCAGAACACUGGACUUCCAUUGUGAAGGAAGUGGAGAGGAUCAGCAUUGCAAUGCAGCAUUGCUUUCCUGUAACGGCUCUGAAUCACGCUUAGAGAUUGCAUUCCUGUGGGGUGAAUUGUGCUGAGUGCUUUUCAGAAGUCAGUGUCUUUCCACUGCACUGUUCACAUAUGCCAGGCAUAGGCAAACUUGGCCCUCCAGAUGUUUUGGGACUACAACUCCCAUCAUCCCUAGCUAACAGGACCAGUGGUCUGGGAUGAUGGGAGUUGUAGUCCCAAAACAUCUGGAGGGCCGAGUUUGCUUAUGCCUGACACGUGCAUUUUAUGCUCAGGGCCUACAUUCUCUACUAGAAGAGUCAUGUUAUACAAAGUCAUCCUAGGAGAGCCCCAAUUUCUCUCUGCCCUACUUUCUAGAGAGGAAGUAGUUCUUCCCUUUCCUUGUGGUGAACAGAGGCACUCUGGGAAUAGAGCCCAACCCUUGUUCAAUGGUAGUCAUGUCAUUUGUAUGUAGAAGGUCUCAGGUUCAAUUCAUGACAUCUCCAGAUGAGGCUCGAAAUGUCUCCAGUGUGAAACCCUAGAGACAGCUGCUGUGCUGGAUCAAUGAAUGAAGUGACUUACUGCCCCGGUUUGGUGUGGGGAAGUAGGGUUUUUUCUGAACCCCCUGGCUGUGUCCUUCUGUUGGAGGACAGAGUGGUGUAUAGGGAUGGAGAAAUCUAUCUACUUUCUCUCAGUUUCUCAUUGUCCCAGUUUUAAGUACAGUUCUCCACAUUUCCACAUCAGCUCACAAUUUUAUUUUGAAGUCCUCAUGAAAAUUCACCAGCAUUUUAAUGCACAUUUUUCCAAAUAUGCAUGUUUGUUUGCAGUUUCGCCUAAUAUAUACAUUUUUUUGCAAAUCUAUUUCCCCUAAUGUAAUUCACCUUUGUAUGUUACUUUCCGUAAUGCAGGCACAUAAGUCCAUUUUGGCUCAACUGAAGAAGACGAAAAAAGAUGUUUCAACUGCCUGAUCAGUUAGAUAUAGAAAUAACUUUUUAAAAGUCCCAUGCAUUUCAGUGGAAAUGAAAUUUAAGCAGACUGCUAUCCCAACGCCAAAGUGCUUAACUUUGGCUAGAUUUCCAAAUAAUAGUUGGGCAGAUGACAAGCCCUCACACUUUCUAGAUUCGCUUAGAAUUUAUAUGCCACUUCCCCACAAACAAUGCUCCUCAAAAGCAGCUCACAAUACAUAUAAUCAACCAAAAUUGAUACUCCUCACUUCCUUGAGCAUCAAUAAGACCCAAGGGCCGGUUUCAUUUGGAGGAGAGAGUGCUGGAGAUUCAUGGCAUUUUUGCAAUACUUUGUGCUGUACAGUGGUACCUCGGGUUACAUACGCUUCAGGUUACAUACGCUUCCAGUUACAGAUUCCGCUAACCCAGAAAUAGUACCUCGGUUUAAGAACUUUGCUUCAGGAUGAGAACAGAAAUCGUGCUCCGGCGGCACGGCAGCAGUAGGAGGCCCCAUUAGCUAAAGUGGUGCUUCAGGUUAAGAACAGUUUCAGGUUAAGAACGGACCUCCAGAACGAAUUAAGUAAUUAACCCGAGGUACCACUGUAUAUAACUACAGCCCUCCAGACUUCUUUGUCUAGCUCCAGGCCAAAAAUCCUCUCUGGACUGCACCUCUGAUUUCCACGCUGCCACCCUCACUGCACCAUCCUUUCAAGUCCUACUAAUAAUACAGGUUGCCUCUGAAUUACACAAAUGCUUUAUGCCUUCCUGUAUCAGAACUCGGGUGAAGGAAAAAGAUAUAUUUAUUUAUUUCAUGAAAUUCAUAUACUGUCUGAUUAUUUAAAAAAACAACCUAAAAGUGAUUUACAAAAGCAACAAAACAAUCAGGUUAUCAGUAAAGACCGUUCAAAAGACUCAAACAAUCAAAUGAUAACAAUUAAACUCAGUGCUAAACUAAAAACAGAUUAAAACACGUGUCAAUGUUUUAUAUAUCUUAGUAGGCUUGCUUAAACAAAAAAUGUGGGGGGGGUUUUGAAGGUAGCAAAAAGAGUACAGUAUAAUGAAGGCACCUGUCUGGUGGCAAUAGACAGGUGGGUGCUGUCGCACAAAAGUGGGGAAGCCGCCACACGAAAAAAGGCUGGUUUUUUGUAUCAGUGCUGCAUCUGCCCUCAGUUGCUCCAAGGGACGUGGAGUGGUGGAGACAUCCAAGAUGGUGGCUUAAUUUUUCAAAGCACAUGCCAGCUCCUCUCCCAGCACAUUAAUGUGCCCCAAUCCAGCAUGUAAUUUGAUAAUUGUUGCCUCAAGAUGUAUCCUCAAGCUCCUGGUAUGUUCUUCAUGGCUUGGUUUUCCUGUGUUUCUUCUUUUCUAGCGCUGCUAGGAUCCUAAUAUAGGUUUUAAUGCAGUACAGAAUGAUCACAUCCAAGAGCCCUCGUUAGUGUAUGUAUUUAUAUGGGCAGGGUAGCUCUCAGUCCUUGAUAAAGCUGCGGUCCUUUGCUCUAAAUAAGUUGCAUUAAGUGUCUGGAAAUAUAAAUGAACAUUUUUUGUUGGUUUCUGAACUCUUAACCUCCAUCCUUUCAAGUCCUAAUAAUAAUACAGGUUGCCUCUGAAUUACACAAAUGCACUUUUGUGGUUUCUUGAAGGAGUGGGAUAUAUUAUCCUGAUAACAUAUGACCCCUUUUAGGCGUUAUCACAUCUAAUCCAUAAUGCACUGGAAAUCUGCCGGUGCAUUAGGCCGACAAGGAUGGAGAGCAGAUGAUUAAUGCACUAGGAAAGAUUACUCGGGGGGGGGGGGGGCAGGCAGAGAGCAAGCUCAGUGUAGAUUUACCACCCAGCACCACCUGCUGGUUAGCCCAUAUGUUUGCUUUUAGAAAUAAGAAUACAAUAGAAUAAUGGAAAGGGGAAGAGAACAAUACAGAGAAGGCAAAGAUAGAAGAAAGAGUGAGAAGUGAGAAAAAGUGAGACAGGCUUACGGAAAAGGGCAUAUUAAAGACAGAAAAGGCAGGUUAGUGACAUGGUGGAAGAAUAUAAAAUUACGCAUGGUGCAUAAAAAGUGGACGGAGAAAAGUUUUUCUCUUGGCAUAACACUAGAAUCCAGGACAUCCAACGAAGCUGAAUAUUGGAAGAUUAAGGACAGACAAAAGAAAGUACUUCUUCACACAGUGCAUAGGUAAACUGUGGAACUCACUGCCACAAGAGGCAGUGGUGGCCACAAACUUGGAUGGCUUUAAAAGAGGGUUAGGUAAAUUUUGGAGGAGGAGGCUAUCAAUGGCUGCUAGUCAUGUUCUGCUUCUGCUGUUGGGGGCUGCAUGCUGCUGAAUGUUGGUUGCUGGGAGUCACAAGUGGGGAGAGCCCAGUUGCACUCAGGUCCUGCUUUGGGGCUUCCCACCGGCAUCUGAUUGGCCCCUAUGAGAACAGGAACUUACUAGAUGGACCUUUGGCCUGAUCCAACAGGAUUCUUCCUAUGUUCUUAAGGUCUCAUGUUUCAGGUGGUGUUAGAGGCUGACCCUACUAUGAUUAAAGCCCACCAGUUUAAAGCAAACUUGGACUCCAUUGCACACUCCUUGCUGUGCUCCCAACGGUAGAAGUAUGUUCUGGAUCUGCUCUUCCUGAGUUAUUCUGGAGGACGUGCAGGAAUGCUGCUGCUGCUGCGCUACCCCAUGCAUCAGCUGUUAGGCAGGGAGGCUGAGCAGCCCAAACAAAGCCCCGCUGAGUCUCCAAUCUCUUUGGGGCUUCCUCCGCCCUCAGGGACGCCCUCUUUGGGCUCUGGGUGGGGGUGUCUUCUUGCAAGCCCCACAGACUCUCUCGCUCUCUCCCACCAUUUCCUGGUAUGGUUCUGUUUAUUUAUUUAUUUCAUGGUGCCAUACGUAUACGUGAUCACAUGCGAGUCGACCACGCAUAAGUGGGGGCCCGCAUCUGUACUGCAUGAUGCGUCACAUGUACACACAUUCCACAUACAGAAGGAUGACAAGCAAACUUAGCAGGUCAGGCUAUGUAGUACACUCAGUUUUCUUCCCCCAGCAACUUGCUGCGACCUCCAGCAACCGCUGCCUGAGGGGGCCACUGCACUCUGUCUAAUUGUAGGGCUGGUCUGAAUGCAGAGUUAAAAAAAAUAUAUCAGCUGCUUGCAGAAAAAGACUGCCCAUAGAUUGUUCCAUUCUCCUGCCUCACAUAAUUCCUCUUGCUGAUCUCCCUGUCAGGCAGAUCACGUGGACAGGCAGCAACUUGAGAAACGGUUCAGGGAGCAUUGCAUUAAGGUUUCUAUGGUGCAAGUGCCAUGAAAAGCAUCACUCAUUUCAGAAUGGGUCAAGAGUUUAUAGACUGGGUAUAUCUUGAUUUUCCAGUUGUGUAAGAAACAUAUAUCUCUCUGCUUGACAACAGGUACAUUCCAAGGCAAGCCCAUGCCUUUCGCUGGAGAUAUUCUCACUUUCACAUUUGCCCACCAAAGAGGUAAAAGGGAUAUAUUUCAUUCGACCAACUGGUGUGUGUGCUCUUAAAAAACAACCUUAGAAAUAGUUGAAGUGUAUGAGGAUUUUCAGGAGUAGAUAUUCACAGUACAAAAUAAAGGCAAAACAGGUUCAUACAGGUCCCUAGCUAUUAUUGUUUGGCAACUUUGUGAGGGGGCUGCAGUGUUGAUUACAUUUUCUGUAGUCCAAACCAAAGAUAUAAUUAAAAGUGUGACAUAUCUUGCCUCAGUGGCCAAAAAUGCAGCAAUUAAGGGCCCACCAGAAUGACAGAUCUUUAGGCAAACUGCCCAUAAUUUCUAUGUCACAUCUUUGCAAGCAAGGAAAUGUUCCACUUUUGCAGAAGGCAUUAAAGAAUUGUCUAUUUUUCUGUAACUAUAGGGAUUGAAUGUAAAACAUCCCAAAAAAACCAUCUGAAUAAAACAAAGAGGCAUAUCAGAUGUCUAUAUGGGAAUCCCACAAACAGGCCAUAAAGGCAACAUCCUUCUCCAAAAGCUACGUGUAUCUUCAUUUCCCCCUGAUAAAGAUACCAUCAUAAUGCAUAAGAAAGGCCAUGUUUCAACAGGCCAAAAUCCCAUCUAGUCCAGUACCCUGUUCUCACAGUGGCCAACCAUAAAAUCAUAGAGAUGGAAGAGACCCCAAGAGGUCAUCUGAUCCAAACCCCCGUAAUGCAGGAAUCAUGGCUGAAGAAUCCAUGACAGGUUGCCAUCCAACCUCUGUUGAAAAACCUCCCACGAAUGAAAGCCUGCCACCUUCUGAGGCCAUUGAAUUGUAGGGUUGGAAGGGAACCCCAAGUCCAACCCCCUGCAGCUAAGGCAAGUCCCAGUGUGGUGUAGUGGUUAAGAGUGGUGGACUCGUAAUCUGGUGAACUGGGCUCGCGUCUCCGCUCCUCCACAUGCAGCUGCUGGGUGACCUUGGGCCAGUCACACUUCUUUGAAGUCUCUCAGCCCCACUCACCUCACAGAGUGUUUGUUGUGGGGGAGGAAGGGAAAGGAGAUAGUUAGCCGCUUUGAGACUCCUUAGGGUAGUGAUAAAGCGGGAUAUCAAAUCCAAACUCUUCUUCUCCUGGGAUGCUUGCAAGCGGAGCCUGAAUGCAAUAGCGUUCUCCCCGCUUGUGGGCCCCAGCAACUUACAUUUAGAGGCAGACUGCAUUCAGAGGCAAUGGAAACAGCAGCAGCCCUUUUUGGUAAUUUUGGUAAAAGUUGUGGUCAAAACAUGCCAAGCAACUUCCAUAGAUAAAUUGUAGCUUUCAAGCUACUUCCUUCUUUUGAAAGAACUGGUUUUAAAAAUAAAUAUUCUUAAGUAGUUCUCAAGAUGACAUGCUAGGACGUCUUAAUAGUCACAGGUAGUCACUAGAUCAUCACAGGGUCCUCUCAGCAUGAGAAAAGGACCUACCCCAAAAUUUCUGCUCUCUUCUGCACAAAUCCAUUACUCUUUUGUUCUGGAUGAAACAUUGAUCUUGGACCUAAAUUUCACAGAAAAGCUCUUCAAAUUGGGACCAUAACUGUGGGUAAGACGGGAACUACUUGAACCUCAGAUGUAAAGGCCAUUUAUGUUUCUUAGACUUGGCUCUUAGUAUUUUGGGGCAUAAGGCAUGCAAUCCUGGGAAACUAGUUACCUUUACACUUUUAUAUUUGUAAGAAUAAUUAUGCACUUAUUCCUGUGCUUCCCUACUUCUCUUCAAUUUUUAAUACAUGCCUCCCCCUCCGCUUCCUGCUAACCUACUUUUAAUUUCAGGGUCUUUCUAAUUUGAUUUCUUUUCCUACCUUAAGCACUGUUGGCGAGGAAUCCGCUGUGGUUGCUAAAUAGGAGUGAGUCAAAUAUAUAGAGCUUCUGUGUCCUGGUUUUUAAAAUAAUUAUUCUAAGUAAUCCUCCUUGUACACAUGACACUUCUCAUCUUGGAAAGGGUUUCCCCUGGGAGCUACUGUAUAGGAAACUGCAUUAGCAAGUCGCAAGAGCUUCUGCAAAGCAGUUUUUAGGCUCAUGUUCAUUUGAAGUUACUUUAACAUCAAGAAAAUGGGGCUUCAUCAAGCAAAGAAAAAAAAUAUUUCUUAAUGCCACCUCUCAGCAUUGCUAAGCAUCAAUCAAUAUCAAUCAGUGUUCAAGCUGAUAUCAGUUUCACACAUUUUCAUUUAUAAGUGAAUGCCAGUUUCACACAUAUUCAUUCAUUUCAUCCUAUUUCUGUAUCAAUCUGAGAAUCUUUGUAAAAUCAUUCACAUUAAAAUUCUUAUUUUUACUGUGUUUUCCCACAAAAUGUGCACUUAUUUUACUCAUUUUACUAUAAAAUACACUUGAUAUGCAUUUUAGCCUAAAUUAUGUACUUUCAUACCAUCCUAAAAUAAAAAUGCACAUUUUAUAUGCAUUUUGUUUUUUGUUAUUUUUUGAGCUGGGAAUUGAAUUGCAAAAUUCAGAGAUGGAUGAAAACCAAAAAGCAAUGGUGCUCCAAUCCACACAUUAGCCCAGGAACUGCAAAUCAGGCUGCUUCACUUAAAAGUGAAAUCUGAAUGAAAUCCUCAAGCAGCCCCACUGGCAAUGACAUCAUUUGGGGCUUGUCCACAAAUCAUCAUCAUCAUCAUCAUCACCUACCCAUUUCUACUUGUUAUUCCCAAUCAACAAUAUGGGGGUGAUAAAGAUUCCUCUGACCGUUAUGUGCCGUAUUAGCCUGAAUAUAAGCCGCACCCGAAUAUAAGCCGCAUCUUUAAAAUUCAAGGGGGGGGGGAGAAAAAAAGACAAUAAAAAGACAAUGUACCAUAUUGGCCUGAAUAUAAGCCGCUCCCUUAAAAUUCCACAGGCAUUGACACCCAUUCCAUUUUAUCGUAUGUCUCUUUCAGCAGUGAUAUUGUAAAAGCCAGUUUUGGUAAGGUCCCUAAUUUAAGCCGUACUUUAACUUUUCACAGUCAGAAUUUGGGGGGAAAGGGCAGCUUAUAUUCAGGCCAAUACGGUACAUUGUGUGUCUACCAAACCAAUCAACUACCCAUUGACAUCUAUGUCUGAUGUUCCUCUACACAAGGGCUUGGUUAACUGUCCUGUUCUCCUAACACCCUUAACAAACUGCAGUUCCCAGGACUCUUUGGAGAGGCCAUGACUAUUAAGAAGUUGUGUAGGAGUGAUUUCAACUUACGGUGUGGCUAUGACCCCAAUUCCUCAAAAUAGUGAGCAAGCUUUCAAGAUAUCCAGAGCUCUUUAUCAGGCUGGUAGUUAAGCAAAGGUGUGGGGGUGGGGGUGUGUGGCCAGCUUGGUGUUAAAACCACAACGUCUCCUUUGAUCUGCAUUAAGAGGAGCAUCCUUAAUAGGGUAGGCUUUCCUAGGUGCUACAUGGUAGGUUUAAAAAAAAUAUGGAGGUAGCAGAGUUCGAGGAGGCUUUGCGGAGUGUGUACUUGAUCUGACAGGCAAAGUUUCUGAAGGUUCCAAGCAACCAGACAGCUGAGAAGCAGAAUUGUGUUUCAAUGUCAGCCAAAGGACAAGGGGGAGAGAGAGUGUGUGCACAUCCACAAGAAAUCUCCCCCCUCUGAGACUUUUGCAGGCCUGCUCCUCUCGUUCAAGAACAGUUGGCGUUGUCUCUUGUGGGCCACAGCAGGGAGACAGGUUGGUCUCAAAUAACUGUGCCGCGAAAGGCAUGUGUCGUCCUCAUUCUUUGCUCAUGCUGAGGUUUCCGCUUAAUCUGCCUUUAUUCACAGUGCGAGCUAUCCAGUGUGUGCAACCUGUCCUAGCCGUUCCUGGAGGUGAACCCCCACUUACACCAGCUGAGGAGAUUAAUUCAUAUUUUGGGCGGGUGAGACUUAGUUACUAAGACACCAUCUCUGUAGACACAGCACACGGGAAAUGGCUUUACCCUAUAGGACUGUAAGUGCUAUUAGAAAAGUGCCCACAUCCAAACCAGUGAAGCAUGUGGGAUUUUGGAGAUAUAUAGCCUAUGCACUUAAAGUAGUAAAAAAUAAUAAUAAAAGCAGCUUUUUCAGACUACCUUUAAAGUAAAAUGGAAGCAUUGUUUUUGCGAUAUGUGCAAGGGCAUGUCCCAAGAUGAGACACCGGCCUGUGGAAUGGGUUCAAGUAGGCCACAACGUUAUUGGCGACAAGUGUGUGGGGUUGGCAUGGCAACCUGCCCGCUGUUUGAAACCACAACCAGCUCUCCUAGCGGACACACUCCUUGAGAGUUGCCUACACAGCAGCCCCCAUUGUGGUGCAGACCAAGCAUUUGGGAACCAGCUAGCAGCCUGAGGUGAGCGACGUUUGGCCGGGCUGCCCUAAGUGAGGACUGUGGCCUGUUGUUGUGGCACUUCUUCAAUCGAUGAUCCUGCCCAAAGGCGUUUUCCACCACCGUUGUGACAGGAAAUGUAACCCCUCACAGUAACAUGUUUCCAUUUACUAAAGGAAAGUCGAAAACCUCCUGAUUUUACUCCCAGCCAGUUGUAGCUGGACAUAAAAAUCCGUUCUGGCCUUGACAAUCCAUGAUGAAUGACAUCCAAGGUAAAGGUCUGAAACCGAGGGUGGGUGAAGAAAUCCCCACAGAGAAAGGCUAUGGUUGAUGGGUGCCAGCUCUUUUAAAAACAAUGCCAGCUUGCCACUUGUGGGCGAUUGAAUCUGGGACCUUCUGCAUGCGAAGCAGGUGUUCUGGCACCAAGCUGCAGUCCUACCCCAUAAUUUUCCAGGCCACUUUACUUGCUUGCUUAUUGUGUUUACAGCCCACCUUUUUCCCCAAGAAGCUCAAGGGGGCACACGCGGUUCUUCCCAUCCUCACAACGACCCUCUGAGGUAGGUUAGGCUGAGAGGCCCAAGGCCUCCCAACGAGCUUCAUGGCCAAGUGUGGAUUUGAACUUCUGUCUCUCAGGUCCUAGUCUGACACUCUAACCACCACGCAGAACUGGUUCUCAUAGUUAAGCAUAGGAACCACCUUAUACUGAGCCAGGCCACUGACCUACCUAGCCUUGCAGUGCACUGUCCACUCCAGCUGGCCGUGGCUCCCUGGUCUCAGGCAUAAAUCCUUCCCAACUUCGCUUCCUGAGAUCAGUUUAACUAGAAAUGCCAGGAUUGGCACCUCCUGCAUGCGAAGCAUUCGCUUUACCGCUGAGCUUCUCAUUGAUGACGCUCCGAGGGGUUAAGCACAUGCUUAACUCUCUGACUGAGCUCGGUUGAAUGUAGAAGUGCUUAAUUUUGGCUCAGUUGCACCUGUUGUCUUUGUAAGAGCAUGCUUGGUUAUCGCAGGCUAUAGCAUAUCCAGAAAUGUAUAAAUAUAAAUUAAAAAGGAAUCUGAAUCUGCAUUAAUGCUGAAGUGCCCCGAUGAUCCCCCCUGCUCACCACCCAGCAAGGUUAUUUGCAACAGUAUCUGGGACAUGAAUCUUUGCGUGCUUUUGCACACACCCAUCCCAUCCCAGGUCAUGCUGAAACCUAACACACUGAAUACUGGGCUCGCACAGAGUGUCAGUGUCCUGUUUUUAAUGGUCGUGGCUGACCCAGGUCAGGUUUAGGUCAGCCAGGAGGAGGCAAUGCACAGCAGCCUCCUGGAGCUUGCAUCUUGGCACUCUACUGUUCUUUUUAGCAGGGAACUUAAGAAGUGAACUUUGGGUGCUUCCAGAUGAUCUGUUGAUUGAUCUUCCACCCUGAUUUGUUUGCAGGGAAAUUAGGUGGCUGUUGGCUAUUUAAUGAGCAUUUAUUCUGAUUUGUUUGUGUGGAGGUUAGUUGAUGUUGCAUCAAAGCAUGAGAGUUUUGCGCAAGCAGCCCCACAAGCACCCUUCAGAACUGCUCCAGCAGGUUGGAGAACCCUUUUGAUCAGGUUUGGGGAUCAUGUUAGAGACUUGGGGGGUGGAAUGGGCAGACCCUGGUCUUAUUUCAUAAGUAGGGAGGCAUCAUUGGAUACCACCUACUCUUGACACUACAGACUUGCCUAAUGAAGAUACAGUGGUACCUUGGUUCACAAACUUAAUCCGUUCCGGAAGUCCAUUCUUAAACCAAGGCGUGCGUUCCCAUAGCAGUGGGGGACUCAAUUUACAAAUGGAACACACUCAACAGGAAGCGAAACAUGUUCUUAUUCCAAGGCAAAGUUCACAAACCAAAACACCUACUUCCGGGUUUGCAGUGUUCUUAAUCCAAGUUGUUCAUAAACGAAGCUCUUCUUAAACCAAGGUACCACUGUACAGACAAACAACCUAUUUUUGUGUUUUUAUUUAUUUUGAGUAUUUAUAUGCUCUUCAUCAAAAAUAAAUUCCCAGGGUACUUUAUAGUAAGGAUAAAAACGUAAGGAAUAUACUAAAAUGUAUAUAAUAAUGAAAACCUAAAAUAUCAGCUGGUAGAGCAGCAUAAAAUUAACUAGGGGGAAAUGUUACAUUAUAGAAAACCCUUAAAUAUUUUUAUAAAAAACUUGUAGGCCAAAUAUACAUCUUUCCCAUGAAAGAUUAAGGUAGCAUUAAAGGCAUUUCAUCAAGUCAGCCGUGUUUUAAAUUUGUCCCAAUGAGUGAUCUGCAUAAUUGAGAAAAGGAUACCAGGUGGUAUAGAAUAUUUCUUGCAAACUCUGCCCUUCUGCUUUCUUCAUUUGCUUGAGCAAACUUUUCCAUUACAAUGUGAUCCCAGAGGCAUUUAAACCAGAUGGCAAUACUGGGAUUUGAUGAGCUUUCCCAGUUGCUUGCUGCUGCUGUAGCUCUAAGGAAAGUCAGAUGAAGCCUUUGUGCAGGAUAUGCAGCCGAUUUUGUUGUAGUUUGGCAAGUGACAGGGAAAAUGUGGGAUGAGCAAAUGACUAGCAGGAAGACGUGUAAACACCCCACAAGCAAGUCAGGAUGAAUGCAGGGUGGAUGCUCAUUGUUGUUAAACUACCCCAGUAACAUCAGAAUGGUUGAUCAGUAAUGGCUAACCACCAUGUAAGCUUUGUGCAGCAAAUCAGGAAGUCACCUGGAGUGGUCACCUGGUGCAGCCUCUUAUUAGACCAAACCAAGUGUCACAAAAUAGUGUGCAAGCUCUGAGUUCAAGGAACUCCUCAUCAGGUUAGAUGGUAGACAGAGCUGAUGGGUCGGUGGAGAAAAAUUGACCAAGGUGAAGCUAUGGAGUUUGCAUCUGGUAAGCAAGAUAGAAUACAGGGGGAAGAGGUUGAAGGCACUGAAACGAGGCUCUGCUGGGUGCUGUGUAGAUUUCAGGCUGCCCUCCCAGGGCUGCAGGGAUGGAGCAUGCAAUGCUUGUUUUCUCCAGAUCAUAAAUUAUAAAACCCAGCUGUCUCCAUCCUUUGGUGAAACACGGGUUCCUUGUAGGGGAAAUACAUCUUUGGGACUUCCUUAAAGAUGGGGCCUGGAUACGGUACACCCCCAAUACUCCCUAGAAGGCUAAAAAAAAAUUAGACUUGCUGUUUUUACAUUUGUCUGCAAUCCCAAUUACAAUAUCAGGGGAGUGUGAUGGAAGGAUGAGAAACAAUUAAUUGGCAUUUGAUUCUGAUGGAAUGACUGUGUGCCUUUUGAAGUGUUCCAAGGAAGCCAUAAAGCUGUCCACUGGCAUCCUUUUGCCGUGAUUUACCUGCACUUUAAACGUUGUGCGCUGCAGGGCCGAAGCCAAGACCUCAUUCUUGUCCUUUAUUCCAUGUUGUUUCUUGGGAAGGGAAUAUGUCAGCAGGGGCAUCUAUUAACAGUUUGAAUGUUGUCUGUUAAGCUCGGAUUUGGAAACAAAUCUUUGUCUCCAGUUUGAUCACUAUUAGCAGCCUCUUCUAUCCCGUUGCCUCCCUGCCCAGUUUCCUGGGGACAACAUUGAAAAAGCACAUCUGGGAAGUGUGUAGCUUUGUGAAAUCUCAAACAAAAGACUCCCUAGUAAAAUGAGAAGUUUUAACAUUUGAGCUUCAGUUUUGCACAUUUAGAACAUGGGAAGGAAAACCACUUAGUGAAUAAUAUUGCCAUUUUGGGGAGGCUUGUUUUUUUCAUAGUCAGGAUCUAGCCUGAGCAAGUAUUAGUUGGUAUGUUUUAAAUUAGAGAGGUGUUACUGAUUUUUGCCUUGGAUUUUAUUUUUGUUUUAAACUAGUUUAUAUGAUAAAUGUUUGAAAUCAUUUGAGACGUUUAUUUGAUUAUGAACCACUCUGAGGACUUCAUCUGGGAAGUGAUCUACAAAUUUAAUAAACAGUUAAAUAAAGAAAAAGUGUGGUAUUUUCCUAACUUGCAAUAACUCUUUGUGGGAGGUUACUGGCACACAUAUUUCAGGAAACGGGUACGGGUGGAAAUGUUAACAGAAUGCAGUCAAUGCAGUUGGAUUGUACCACCUGUUCUUGGUGCAGAGCUUCAAAUUUGCUCCACUUCGCAGACUCAGCCCUUAUUUAAGCAGUCUGGGGCACAACUGAUCUCUGUGUGCAUCUGUUACAAGACUGGAGGUUAAAUAAGAGAGGGUUUAUGUGUUAGACUUGCUGGUCAGGUGUGGCUAGACACAUCCUUCUGCUAUGUAAACAACAGGUGAUAUGUUGCCAUGGGAAUGAAAAAUGUGUCAAGAAUUACUUCUUGAUACAGGGCCAUUUACAGGAUGAAAGAUUGAAAGUUGGAAUUUAACACUAGCUUACUAGCAGUGCACUUUCAUUGGAGUGUUAAAUUCUGUUUAAACUACCAUAUUUUUAAAAAAAUCUUACCUUUCAGUUAAAGAACUAAGUAUCAGAAAAUGGAAAGCAUUGCAAGAGAAUAUCAGAAGAUGUAUUAUGUUUAAAAAUGUCAUGACUGUUAAUACAGUACAGUAUUUUGGCUUUGAGGCUUUUGAACAUUGAGAUUGGCAAACCCAGAGCUUUUGAACAGCUCAGUUGUGAAUACCUUGCUGAUGUAAAUGGCCUUCUUGAUGCCAAUGAGUAUAUCAAUUUAUAUGUAUUUAUAUGCUUUCCGUAAUAUGCUUAAUGUGGUUUACAUCAAUACUUGUUGCAAAUCCUAAAACAUGUCAGAUUUCUGAAAUAUGUGUGUAUUCAUAUACAGUAUUUUAAAUACAGGUUAGUGGCAGAUAAAGUUGUGGGGGGGAAUCAAGAUUUGGUGACAUUCAGUGGCAGAUGUGUUUUAGAAAUAUGGAUUCCCCAUUUUUCUGUUAAGCUAAGAAAUAGGAACAGCUUUUGCAAAAAAGGGGGCUGUUUUGCAUUCUUUCUUCUCUUGCCUUUUGGCUCAAGUUGUAGUGGUGACCUCAGUCAGUGCUGAACAAAUUCUGUAUCUCUAGCUUUCAGAAAACAGUGUGAUUGUACAAUCAUAAAGUGCCUGGACUCCUGCACCCAGUGGAUGGGAUGCCUUUUUUGUUCCCUGUGUGUGAAUUGCCUGGGUGUCUUUCUGUGUUUUAUUUGGAAUCCCACAGCAACUUGCUUGGAAUUAAUGGCUUUUUAAUAAAGUGCCUCCACAGCUAGUCUCUGCCAGCAGACACACUCAAAGAGGGUUAUUUAUCAUUCACAUGAUCCCUGUCUUUCUGUCUCGUGCUCUCCUGUUGCCCUUUUGUUUCUUCCCUCGCUGCCUAAAGACCUCAAAGCGGGCAAUGACACUGGUAACUAGGGAUGUAAGAAGGCAUUGAUUCCCUUCCUGCCCCAUAUUUGUCAGAUGCUGCCCUGUUUCUGUUCCUCUGCAGUUUGGCUUCCAACAAAAAAAACCCUUUAUUCGUCUCACUGUCUGCUAUGGUGAAAUUUUGCACAAUUAAUUACGUUAUCAUUACAUUGUUCCACAUCAUUGGUUUCAUUGCAAAGGAAACACAAUACAAAUGGGGUGGGGAGGUGAGUAAUCAAUUACGUAUUGUCACGUAUCAUCUGCAGAUUGUAAACAACAGCAGUGAUGUAUUAACUGGAUUUUUUUCUGUUCUGAACAUGGGAUGAGCAAGUGAGCAUCAGCAGUUUCCACUCCCAGUAACCUAGGGGAUAUGAGCAACCUAUGAUAUAUAUUUGUUUAUGAUAGCUGCUUCCAGAAGGGUAGUCGUGUUAGUCAGUUGCUACAAAAGGAGCAGUCUUGUGGGGCUUAAAGGCUAACAGACAGAGGCUCAAACGAAACCAGUGACCCCACACACAAUGUCCAUUGGUGCCCACCAGUAUCUCCUGUGCCAUAGGGCCUUUGCUGCCCAUGAAAGGUCUCUGCAAAUAUUCCUUCAAAAACCCACAAUGGAUGCAACCCAACAUUUUCAUUAGUUUAUUUUUUAAAAUCUUAAAAAAAUAUUUUUCUUUAUUGAGCCCCUGAGUUCCCUCCCUCUUUUUUUGUUCUGUUCUUUUGAGGUCUCCUUGUCCUCCACCCCAUUCCAUACCCUAUUGCUCCAAUGAAAAUAGGGAUGUCCAGAACGAAUUAAGUACUUAACCUGAGGUACCACUGUAAUACUUUUCUUCUUUAUACCCUGCCCAUCUGACUGGGUUGUACCAGCCAGUCUUGGUGGCUUCCAACAUAUAUAAAAACAUAAUAAAACAUAAAACAUUUUAAAACUUCCCUAUACAGGGUUGCCUUCAGAUGUCUUCUAAAAGUCAGAUAGUUGUUUAUUUCCGUGACAUCUAAAGGUUGUCUAGUUACUUAUCUUUUUAGCUCGGGGACCACAUGAUUCUAUACCCUUCAAAAUUUAUCUGAUGAAAAUAGGGAUGUCCUAAGGAAAAGCGGGAUAUCCCAGGAUCAAAUCAGGAACCAGGAUGGCUUCUGUAAAUCCAGGAUUGUCCCUGGAAAAUAGGGACACUUAGAGGGUCUGCUUCUUAGCUACAGCAACAGGUUCUGGGGUCCAGGGAGUAAAGCAGCUGUGCUUUUCUUGGUUUGGCUUCACAUUCCUUGCAAGCUGAGCUGGUAUGUCUGAACAAAUUUCAGUCUUGCCUUUUAGCACAGCAUUUUCCAAUCUGGUGCCCUCCAGAUGUUUUGGACUGCAACUCCCAUCAUCCCUGACCAUGGACUGUACUGCCUUUGGUUUUCAAGAAGUUUGUGCUGGGGAUAAAAUGGCUGUUGGAGAGAGAAACGAUGGAGCAACAACAACAACUAAUAAGGAGACCUGCUGUAGGGAUGUAAGGAAGCAGGGUUGUUUGCUGUUUAUUCAAUCAGUAUCAAACUUUAUUUCGGUCACAGACCAGCAUAAGAUAAAAUGUACAGAUAAACUGAACACAUAAGACUUAAAGCAGGUAAGAGAUAAAGCUAGUAAUUAAAAGGGGAUUAUACAUACUUAAAAAGAUAGAAACAAGGACAAAUGGUUAAAAGCGACUAUAAGGGAGGGAGGGUGAAGGAGCACAGGUCUUGCAUUUUGCGCCUAGUUUCUGGCGCAGGCCAUCCUUUAACGAAUAUCCGGCAAGGCAGUUUGCUGUUUAUUGUAUUUGCUCUGAGCACCCAAACAGUCCAUAAGAUAGUAAGAAGCUGCAAAGACAAUUAGCCGUAAUGAGGGUGACCUCUUUUCCAGCUAGGUAAUAAUUAACCAGCAGUGACUAUUUGAAUGUGGUUGCAGUAAACCCAGUGAGGUUCUCUGGGUUGUACCCAAAAUAUUUAUUUAUCUUUAGUGGUAGUAUGAUCUUGCUCUGGCUCCCUUUCAACAACAUUUACUAUCCUGUUGGGCAGUUGGCCCAUUCAUUCCUGGCAGAUGCUGCCAGACUAGAGGUUACUCAGAGCUCCCCCCUAUGGCCACCAUGAGAACAGGAGGUAAUAACUAUUAAUUUUUUUUUUUUUAAAAAGAAGCACCAGCUUUGGAACUCUUCCUCCGGUUCAGCACAGAAAGAAAGAAAAAGAAAGGUGAGAGUAGAGAGGAAUAAUUUGUUAGUGGAGGGUGUAGAAGAAAUUCAGUUUGAAAUAGGUUAGUCUUAAGGUCACUGCUAACUUUAUCUUUUAGGGGAGGGGGGAUGUCCUCAGUGAGCCCCCCUUGCUGAAUGGCAUUGGAGGCUGCAAACUCCAAGAUAUAGUGGCUCAGCAAUUCAGUGGCCACUGAACAUUUGAAAAUAUAAAUGCCAGCAGCUGUUAAAAUGUGUCUUGAACGCUUAUGAGAAUUCACAGGUCCUUUCUGAAGCAGGGAGCAACAGGAGGAUGUUUUCUUAAUUGCAUUUUCAUCCUACUCUUCCCUCUUAAUUAUCCAGAGCUCCUCACCUGACCUUAUUGUCGCAGCAGCCUUUUGAGGUAGGUUAGGCUGAGAUAUCACGAGUGGCCCGUGGUCAACCAAUAAGCUUCAGGACCAAGUGGAGAUUUGAACUCAGGCCUCCUUGGUCUUCCUAGCCCAACUCUCUACCCACUACACCACACUGACUUUGUGAUCUUUUGGACUGGGUAUUUAUUAUGUUCUCUGACAGCCACAUUGCCCACCCCACCUUUCCUCCAUUUUAAACGUUUAAAUCAGAGAAGGUAGAAUCUGAAGAUCUGAAUCUUUAAUGAUGGGCACCAACUUGCUGCUUUUUUUAAAGGAUUACUGUAGACAAAUUGAUGGAGGAUAUGGUUACCAAUGUCUACAGGAUGUGAUGGCUAUGCUGUACCUCCCCUGUUGGAGGCAGUAUGCCUCUGAACACCAGCUGCUGGGGAUCACAAGUGGGAGAGAGUCUGAUUGUGCCCUGCUGGUGGAGUUCCUGGUGCUCUUCUACUUGAAUCCUGCUUCCUUGCUUCCCACAGGUAUCUGGUUGGCCGCAUUUAGAACAGGCUGCUGGACUAGAGGGGCCUCUGGUCUGAUCCAGUAGGGGUCUUUUUACGUUCUUAAGAUAAUCUUCUUCUCUGAAGUGUCAUGACCAUUUUCUUUCUCCUCCUCUAGCCAUCCAUUCCUGGCUCCAGGUUGGAAAACAUCAUCAACAUCAAUCAUUACGCCACCAAGAAAAGCGUGGCUGAGAGCAUGCUGGAUGUGGCGCUCUUCAUGGCCAACGCUGCGCAACUGAAGGCAGUGCUGGAGCAGGGGACGUCCUUCCAAUAUUAUGCUGUCCUGACUGCUCUCAUCACCAUUUCUCUCUUCUUCCAAACUGCCAUUGGGAUUCUCCUGAUCAUUAUAGGUAAGCAUCUUUCUGUAGACCUCUUUGCUUCUUUCAAAAGUUCAUUCCAGGGAUCAUCAUAUGAGGAAAGAGUGAUACACAGCCCAGUGCUCCAGGGCUUUUCACAGAACAGUUCAGGUGUUACUUUGAGUCAUUUACCAGAUUUCAAACACUGCCAUGUGAUUUGGAAGCUGGGGUGGGACUGCUCAGUGGUAGAGAAUCUGCCUGGCUGAACAAACUUGCUCUCCCAAAAUAUGGACACCGCCCCCCGUAAGGAGAGUGGUGGGGAAAUGCCUUGGAAAGUGAAGGUAACAUUUACUUUGAUGCAACGUCAUCUAACCUCCCCACAAAUAAAUCAGAAAAUUGCUCAUAAGAUAGCGAGCGUAAUCUAGUCUUGCAAGUAAUUUUAAAGUUAGAAUUAAAAGUAAGGACCAGGAACCUAUGUAGUUUUCUCAAGGCUGUGUUGAGGGAUGCUCCGUUUGACAGGCCUCAGUUAGGAAUCUCAUUUCCAUAAUGCCCAAUGUUGCUCUUAAUCAAAAGACUUUAAAAAAAUAGCUCUUAGGAAGAAAUGUUGGAUGCUCAUUUAAUGUUUGAGCAUACACAGAGACAUUCCAGAUUAGGGCAACGACUUAACAUGAUGGCAAAAAGAGAAAUAAAUGUGUCACCAACAAAGGAGCACUGAUUUACAAUGAAAGUAAUUUAUAAAAUGUAUAGAUGAAAACUUAGAAAUAAUUACUGUAUUUUAAAUAGGGAAACAAUAGGGACCUGCUGGCCUGUGUGCCUUCUCAGCUUACUGUCCGGGUGUUCACUGUUAAUGGACAAUUUCCAGGCUCUUCUUGCUCUCCCUUCUUAGGUUUCUGCAUCUUUCAACUGGUCCUUCAGAGGAUGCUUUCGAACAGAGAGCCACCUUUUUGAAGCAGGAAACAAGGCUGCUCUACCCAAGCUGCCCUACACAACCUCUACCACCCCCGCCUGCCUAAACCCCAUCAUUUGCAGCUAUAACCCCCAUCCCAGUGUAGCCGGCCUGAUUCCCUUUCACCUCCCUUCUCCCCCGCAUUCCAUUGCUGCCCCUACAGUUAACAUACAGAGGGCUACAGUCUCCAGAGCUGUCUGGCCCGACCCCGGGUCAGCCCCACUGUCCCCUUACAUGAUAAGACUUACAUGAUAAACACAGGCCUGUCUUUCUCCGCUUGUGAGUUUGGCAUUGAAAGGAAUGGCGGAGGUCGUGAACUUGGGCUACAGCUAAUGCUGCAUCAAUGGAAUCUCUUCUCUCGUUAUGGGGCCUGACCGCAAACAUUCCUCAGCAUCCGCAGCUGCUGUUGGCCUCCAGCCUCUGGCUUGCCCUAGAGAACCAAAGCCAUCUAAAAAUGGAAAUAUCUGGUGUGUGUCUCAUAGUCAUCUGCUUCAAGCUUUUGCCAGCUUGGCUAGGCCUGAUGGGAGUUAUAGUCCAGAACUGCUGGAGGGCACCAGAUUCGCAAAGGCUGGAUGUAGUCUGCUUUAUUAAAAAAAAUUUAAAAUGGUCCUAGCCAUUUUGGAUGGUUGCCUUUGGUUUUAGAGUUAGCCCACACUGAAGAGGUGGCUGCAUCUAAGGCAUUGCACAAAGCAACAGACCACAGCAGGUUUUCCUCAAUUUGGUGCCCUCUAGAUGGCUUGGACUACAAUUCCUAGCCGCCACAGCAUCAUACAGCUGAGCUCACUAGAACUAAUGGGAGAUGUAGUCCAAAACACCAGGGUGUGGACACCAGGCUAGAGAAGGCUGUAAGAAAACCACUUUUUGCCACUGAGCACAGCAAGUCCUGGCUCUGUGAAGAGUGUAACCUGGACAAUAAACAUGCUUUUCAGAACAUUUUUGGCACACUCAUGCUUGACUUUUCAGGUGUAUAUUUGUGCAUCAAUAAAGAAGGGCAGGAUUUAGCUUCCUUUUUGUGGGAGAGAUCCCUGGAAACCUGAGGGUUAUAGCCAAUUUUAAGGCUUAUCCACACCUACCUUUUGCCUUGCUCUUUCCAGGCAUAGAGCCAUGCUUAAAAGCUCCUUGUCCAAGCCUUUUUAGACUUUGGCUAGCUCUCCGCUUCCAUGUCUCUCGCCAUCCUUCCCAAACUACAGCUUCCCACUUGGAGCUAGGGUGGGGAAAAAUGGUUUUAGCUCUCCGUAUCUUCCAGAGAAAUCUCCAGGUUUUCCCCCUAGCCAUUGGCUUCUGUUGAGAGGCAUCUCCCAGGCCAUUCUUUGCCUUGAACAUGCUUUUUCCAAAUGAAAGAUGUGGCUGGCACAGCUGGAGACCGACCAUUAAAGGACAUUAGCCACCCUUUUCUCUAAACCACAGCAAUCAGGCAGAAAACUCACGGAAAUAUGAAAAGGACUUAAAGCUGUACUCAUGGGCAAAAUUAGGUCACAGAUUAUUUUUUUAUAAGUAAAUUUUCAACUCAAGGAGGCAGGCAACAUCCUAACAUUGCACCAGGCUGCAGAGCAGAGAAGGGAAGCAUAGCUAUUUCAUCUGUGGUUUAAAUGACACUUAGAUAAGAAUCUCGCUGGAAGAGUUUGACCCAGGCAUUGUUUCAUCACCACCACCACCAUCAUUUUAUUUGUAUGCUGCCUUCCAUAGUUAAAACCAUGCUCAUGGCAGCUGGCAUGGACACAUUCAUAUAAACACAAACAUAACAAAAGUAGUCAUAAAUAAAACAUCAAAAACUACACAAAGAUAACACACACACACACACACAUCAAUAUAUCAAUAAGAGCAACGAGACCCCAGCCCAAGUGUCUGUUUGGCAGCCUCAGCUUUUGUAGCUGGAGUCAAUCAAGGCUCCGCCCUCCCAGGUGGAAGGAAAGGAAUAGUGUGUAAAACUGUGUUUCCUGACCUUACCUUAUUGGAGGAAAGAAAAUAUAAGCCUAUUGAACAUUUAUGAGAAUAAUAAUAAUGGUGGUGGUGGCACACCUUCUGCAGAAUGUAGUGAGCAGAAGAGUUUUCUCUGAAUUCUGUCUUGGUUUUGUCUUUUGUUUUUCAUAGCUCGGAUGAACCUGAACGACGUGACAAAGCAGCAGCGCCUGAAUUUGCUCAACAACAUCGCCACAAUCCUAGUCUUCAUCAUAGUCAUCGUCAACAUCUUCAUUACUGCUUUUGGUGUGCAGAAGACGGGUCUCUAUCCUAGCAUUUAUGGUGGUCGGAGAAUCUACUAAGCCUUGGAAGGGUAAGAAAAGAGUGAGUCUUAUGCUUCCAGAUUGGACAGAUAAACACUCACCAUCCAUUUUUGCCUAUUUGGACAUAGGAUACUCCAUCAAUCAUUAUUCUUAGGCAGUUCAUAAGUAAUGAAGUGGGAUGAUGGCAGUUCUUCUCUCUUUCUCUCCCCCCCAAAUAUGAAAAGGGUGUUUAUCUCUAGGGAGACAGUUCCACAGCAGAGGAGUCUUAUCCUUGUCACCAUCAACAGUAAGAUGCACAACCUGCCUGAGCCUCUUGUUUUUCCUUGCAGGCUGGAGCACAUGGUAGAAGAUAGCUGGAAAGCCUUUCCGUAUAGCCUUAUUGAUCUCAGACUUGAUGAUCCAUUUAAGAUACACAACUGCCUGGGUGAACCCUAUUGCAAGUACAUCAGUUGCUCCUUGUGGGCUACUUCUGCAACAUGUUUACAGCUCUGAAGAGGUGAAUAAUUUUUCAGCUGAUCUUGACAGCAGCCUCUCCUCAUCUCAACCCAUAAUGAUGUUUAUCUCCUGUAAUGGAGUAGUGGGGAAUUUCAGGUCAGAGAGCUAAAUGCAGCCUUCCAGGCCUUUCUCGGACUCUCCCCAGGUUAGACUUCUUCCUCAGCCAAACACUCCUCUCUUCCCCAGCUUACAUCACCCACUGGCCCUACCCUGCACCCUUUUUCAGUGAGUGUGAGUGUAAGUAAAAACUAGCCUACCAUACACAUGAAAAAAAGUUCUUCUUUGUCUCUGACCCAGAAGGGACUGUAUGAAAAAUGUUCCCAACCCCUGGUUGUAAUGAGAUUCCUCUGCAAUUCAGAAGAUUGCAUUCAGCUAGAGCUUCCCAGCUCCCACCAGGAAAGGAGCAGCCCACAGUGAUUCAACUUGAUGUACUCCAUCAAUGGCAGCAGCAGUCAAUGUAAGCGACAGGGACAACAGUAUCAAAAUAAAACAUUGGAAGAGAAUUACAAAUGAGCACAAUUGAUAAGGGGCAGGUGCUAGGUCACUAGUUCAAAUUUUGUCCAAGAGGACACAAAGUUUUCAGAUGAAGACAGAUUUGCAAAGCAGGAGAAAAAAAUGAUUUAAGGCUGCAGUCCUAACCACAACUGCUAAGAAGUCAGUCCUGCUGAAUUCAGUGGGGCUUGCUGCCAGGGGAGUGGAGUUAGCAUUGCAGACCAAGCCAUCUUGUAUAAGCACACAGCAUCCACCCAGAGAAGAGGCUGCCCACUGUGUUUUUGAUUCACUGCUCUUGCUUUGCGUCCACCUGAGCAUGAAUUAGUGUGGGAUGCAUGUCUCCGGAUGAGACUUUGUUUCUGUGUUGUGUAAUGGGAUCAACUGCUCUCAGUGAUGGGAUGCAACAGAAUGACCGGCCCCAAAUAGUGACUCACACAGGAGCACAAGUUGUUGGCUCCUCUGAGGGUGGACAGUUAUUACCAUAAAAGUAAGAAUGAGAAGUGUACCUCCAGUUUUAGCUCAGAAAAGAGUCUGCCCCAGCUACUAAAACAUUGAGAAAUGCAAUUAUUAAAUGAAGAGCAUUAUGUUACCCUGAUCCAGUAAUCAGUGGUGGUGCAGAGGCUCUGAUGCAACUAGCUGAAACUCCUGUUAUUUUGCUGGAGCUCCUGAAUAGCCAAGAUUCCCAUAGUUUCUAUGUACUUAGUCCUGCUCCUCUAUGGGUGUAAAUUGUUAUGUAAAACUGCUUAGUUUUUUGCAAUUUAGCUGUAUACAAAUUCUGUUAUUUAAAUAAAAUAAAAAGUGUAUUUUGUGUGUGUGUGUGUGUGUGUACAUACACAAAAGGUAUAAAACUAGGAUUAUAGUGGAAAUACAGACCAUCAGCUUGCAUGUGGCAAAAAAUAAAUUGCAUUAUAAACCUCUGCUGGUGGCAAUAAUACUAUGCAUAGUAAUGCAAAGCAUUUUAAAGCUGUACAAGUUAACCUUGAUUUUUGUAAAAAGUGCAUUGCUCCUGAAAGUUACCCCCAUGCUGUCCUUAGCCACUCUUACAAUAUUUUAUAAAGGACUUGCAAUUUUCUCAUCCCACUUAGAACUGGUGCAUCUUUGGCAUAUUCCAACUAUUUGCUUUCUCUUUAUUUAUUAAAGUAUAUUUUAUCCAAA